Messenger RNA from Podarcis lilfordi (Lilford's wall lizard), 64993 nucleotides. NCBI's taxonomy places the organism in Eukaryota, Metazoa, Chordata, Lepidosauria, Squamata, Lacertidae. The record is from the annotation of a GenBank genome assembly.
AUGGAUAAGGUCAAGAAACAGAUGAAUAGAUGGGUAGAUGAUUCAACAGGUAAGUAACAGAACAAACAUCUUGGCAAAUUUGAAAAAAAAAGCAAUGCAUUCUCUUUCUAUGCAGGGCCCUCCCUGGGACUGUACUCCUGGCACCCCUCUUAUGGGUUUUUGGUGCCAAGUAAAAAUGGUUUUAUUUACUCAGGUAUUUUAUUGUGGCAUAUUGCAGGAGGCGAGGGCGUUUUCUGCUGCUUUUAAAUUUCAGAUUUUAUCUGCGCUGUUUUAUUUGUUGCAGUGCUAUUUUUACUCUUCUUGUUGCUUUUAUCUUGGCUUUAUUACUUGCUCAUUUUGUUUAGUUUUAUCUUUAUUUUUAUCUCUCUUAUCAAAGUACUAAACAAAGAGAAAGAAGCAGAGAGGUUAUAAAAGCAAGUUAAGCUGGUGGACAUAUAACACAUGGACGCUGCAGUUCUUUACUCAUGUACUGGGGAGCAGGGACUGUAGAACUCAAUGGGACUUACUUCUAUCUGUAUAGGACUGCACUGUAAAUAACCUUAAAUAAAGCCCAGCCAAGGAUGUUCCACUUUGUGCAAGUGCAGGCACCUAGGGAGGCUGCACAAUGCAGACCACCAUAGAGAUGAUAGGAAGAAUGAAAGGAUGCUCCCAAACACUCCUUGGCCACCUCAGAAGUAAAGAAAGUGCAUGCAAUUUAUUUUCUCAUUAAUUUGUACAGAAUGGUUAAUAUAUAUAUAUUUAAGUAGGUCUAUUAUUUCCAGAUCUAGUAUAUAUCUGCAGAUAUUUGCUCACCCCUAAAGAAAGGUAGAAAUAAAGGGAUAUGCCUCACACUUCCUUGUGACCUUUGAAGGAUUUCCAUCUAGAGCAAAGAGAUAACUGAAAUCUAAACUAUUUACUUUCCUUCUAUGCUGUCACGGUGUAAGCACUUACUUAUUUCUCAUUGUAAUGAGAUUACAAAAUUCCUGCCCAGGUUUUGGCAGGGGGUGUCAGGGGAUGCAGGUGACAGUCUUUGUGCCAGUUAUGAAAGGUCAAGGCAAUGACUAUAUAGAGAGAGGUUGAGUAUACACUAUUUUCUUCCCAGCUCUGGAGAUCUUUUACACCUUUGUAGAUUUUACACAGUAAAAUCCCUUCUCCCCUUCACAGGUUUUAGUUCCCUUUGAGUGCUAAAUAAUGUGUUGCACAGUGUUUGAUCUUCUGUUCUCUAAUUUAAACUUAUUUUGUACUCAGUGUAUAUCCUGCAGUGAAAUCUGAUUCCAGUUGUGGGUAACAAAAGGGCACAGGGCUUUUCCUGCUUCUGUUGAGCAUGCUCUGUUGCACUUUAGUAAUAAAUCCUGCCAUAACUCUAGUUUAUGUUGAACAACAGAAUAACUUGAAGGAUUAUGUGUCUUCCUCUGAUCCCCUACUCAGCCUGGUUGUGGAACCUGUGACGCACCACAUGUUGCUGAACUCCCAAGUCCCAUCAUCUCCGACCACUGGAUGUGCAGGCUAGGAGUGAUGAGAGUUUGAGUCCAACAACAUCUGGAGGGCCACAGCUUCUCCACUUCAGCCUAAGGGAAAGCUGGCAUCAGCAUCAACUUACUUCUGAGCUGAGCACAUAAAGUGGCAAAAGAAGUAACAGUGUCUACCCAGGGCAAAUGCAGGCAAGGAACAAAAGCCUGUUUGUAAUGGGUGAUAAGCUAGUAAUGUCACUAUGUAAGCUGGCAUAGAAAAUGAAGAAAUGAAGAUGUUGUCAGCAAAAAGUGUGCAGUAUACCUUUACAACCUUUUGUGAAUUUGCAGCCUUCAACUCAGCUCAUAAUGGGCAAGUCUGCAGCACGUGGGGCCAAUUCCACUACAAGACGUUUGAUGGGGACAUCUAUUAUUUCCCUGGGACCUGCAACUAUGUAUUUGCCUCCCAUUGCAAUGCUGCCUAUGAGGACUUCAACAUCCAGAUCAGGCGCACAAUGGUGAAAGACAUUCCCACUAUCAGUUCUGUCACCAUGCGGUUGGAUGGGACGGAUUUUGAAAUGCAAAAAGAUGCCAUUGUGGUGAAUGGUGAAAGGUAAUAACACAGACUUGUGUCCUGAGCAGACCUACUUCCUCAAAUAGAUUCCUUAAUAGGCAGAUAGAGUUCAGUCCUACCAUGAUCUAAGAACCAAUAACCAUGAAAGGUCCAUGGUAGCCACUUCUAAUCUGGGUGUCAGUGUCCAGCCAGUGGUGUGCAGUGACUACCAUGUUCAGUAUCAAUCUGUGGUCCAACACCCAGAAAUCCCCAUGCUGAAGCACACUGAGAAAUACAUUAAUGAAGCCAUUAAAGGCUAUUGAAAGCCCAAAAUUCCCAACCACAGAGGAGGCUGCUUGUGGCCUCCAGUAGGCUUUGCUGCUGUGGUCACCAUAGCCACAUGCCCUUCUAAUUUGUCUUGGGUGGGCAUGAGUAAUUCUGCAGUAAGUUCUGUAACGGGAUAGUUCAAUCACUCAUGAUGGCAAUUUGGCAGUUAUACACCCUCAAAAAAAGCCACAUGUCACUUUGCUUUGAAUUACAUAUCCAGUAUCUCUGAUGCUUUCUCAUCAGGGUUCAGCUGCCUUACACCGGAUCAGGAUUCGUUAUUGAGAAAUUUACCAUCUAUGUGAGAGUGAUUGUCAAGCUGGGCCUAACCUUACUGUGGAAUGAAAAGGACAGUCUAAUGGUAAGUGCUACAUAAUAUAGAGAAUUGACAAGUGUGACCCCAGCAGAAUGUGGCAGUGUAGAAUGUUCCUGUUCAGUAUCCCAGCCUGCCAGCCAGCCAUGCCUUCCUUCGCAAUACCCAAUUCCACUCUCCCUUCCUGCUGCUUUUCUAUUUCCCCACCCACACCAGAAACUAAAAUUCUGUCACCACUGAGCAUGCUCAGUCUUCACAGGGUUGUUUGGGGGCAGGGAUCACCCCUUUAGAUCCCCCAUAAUAUUUUUCUACUUCUGCAAGACUUGGAUUUCCCAUGAAGCAUGCUGAUACCUCCCUCGUAUUUUUCACUAGCCUUGUUCUGGCUUCAUCAUAAUCAUCAUAACCCAGCAGCUGAGUUUACUUUUUGUAUGUAUGAUGUCACCUGAACAAUAUUACAGAUAAAAUCAUGAUACCACAAGGCAGUUUGUUGUAUAGGGUCUUUGCAAUAUGCUCUUAUGUCGACUCAUGCAAGUUAACAUCACAGAUUUUCAGUAACUGGUGAAAAGAAACCACCCAAAUAAUUGCUUCUAAGUACAGAUUGGGCUUUGAUAUGCACAAGGCUCUUUGGGGUAUUCAGCCUGCCUGCCUGCCUGCCUGCCUCCCCACCCUCUCUCACACACAUACAUACCUAACAUCCUGUUCUGUUCAUAAUAAGCUCUUAGUAAAAGGUAAAGGACCCCUGACAGUUAAGUCCAGUCGCGAAUGACUCUGGGGUUGCGGCACUCAUCUUGCUUUACUGGCUGAGAGACCCGACAGUUUUUCUGGGUCAUGUGGCCAGCAUGACUAAGCCGCUUCUGGUGAAACCAGAGCAGCGCACGGAAACGCCAUUUACCUUCCCGCUUUAUCUACUUGCACUUUGAUGUGCUUUCGAACUGCUAGGUUGGCAGGAGCUGGGACCGAACAAUGGGAGCUCAUCCCAUCACGGGGAUUCGAACCACUAACCUUCCGAUCAGCAAGCCCUAGGCUCAGAGGUUUAGACCACAGUGCCACCCGCAUCCCCUUACUUACUUACUUCCCUUACAAAUCUUAUUUGCAGUCAGUAUCUAACUGCAGAAAUCAACCAAGAUAUGUUUCCACUUGACAUUUUAUCUCUAUUUUCAAAGAGAUGAAAACACGUUUGGAUUACACAUUUAGCAUAUUCACAUUUUUGCAGGAGGUGCCACCUGUUGCUUCAAUUUUUCAUUUUCUAGUAAAAAUUCUCUUUUAUAGGCCCUAACCUUAUCUAUAGAUUGCAGAGCAGGGAAUCCCAUUCAAAGAACAGAAAGCAUAAGUGGAGAAGAGUCAGCUGCUUUUAUAUAUAUACUGUAAAUAUUACAAUGAAAACUAGGUUGUUAUGAAUAGCACAGACUGGCUGAGACUCAAAAAUGAUACCCCAAUUUUCUAUUCACUAAAUUUGAAUUGCAACAUUGAUGGAAGUUAUCUUGGUGUCUCCAGUGCAGCUGCUGUUUUGAAUUUUCAAUCUAUAUCAUGGAGAGUAAUAUUAACUUUCAUCAACUUUCUCCUAUAUAAUUUCAGCUGGAACUUGAUAAAAAAUAUGCAAAUCAGACCUGUGGACUUUGUGGGGAUUUUAAUGGCAUUCCACAAUACAAUGAGUUCUUUUCAAACGGUAAGUAUCAAAAACACUGCUUAUUGAAAUUGGGUAUCAACUAUUUAUAUGUCAUGAUUCAUUGAGUGCUGUGGAACUACAAUCUCUUCAGAGGUUUGGCUUUUCAUCCAUUUCAAAACAUUUUAAGUGGUAUAAGCAGUGCUUUGGGGGGCGGGGAGGAAAGACAUGCUGGUAUUCAUAUACAUAUUGAUAAAAAUGACAGCACAAAAUGGCUGUCAUUGGCAGGGGGAGGGGGAAUGAGGUGCCAGUAGUCUGUUCUAGUGAGCACCCAUCAUAAGAAAAAGCCCCGAGGAUAAAAACCUGGUGGAUUUGUCUGAUAUCUGUCAUUCUUCACUUUUAAAAUCAACAACACACAUUGAAUAUUUAGAUAUUAGGUGAAUUUCCUGGCAGAAAUGACUGGCAGAAUCCGAGACCAGGGAGAAGAGUCGGUGGAAGAAGAUUGGAAGAAGUUCAAAGAUUAUCUACAGAAAUAUUGUAAAAUUAAUGAAUGUUAGAACGAUGUUGGAUAGAAAUUAAGUGGUUUCCAGCUGUAAUGCUUUAAGGGAAUAUGAAAAAUGGGUUGUUAAGAGGUAAAAAUCUAACGUUACUAUUUUAAGACCAAAGAUUAAGACAAAUAAAGAGGGUAAGGAUUAGCUGAACCAACAAACUGAACUGGAAUACAAAAAAGGGAGGUAUGAGGAGGUCCGGGAAACAAGCUAAGGAAAAAUAAGCAAUGGAAAAAUUGAGUGGUUUUUAAUCAUUUUUAUUUUGUAUUUUUUUUUCUUUUUCAUUUGUUAUUGUAAUAUUUAAAAAAAUAUUAAUAAAUAUCUUAUAUAAAAAAAAGAUAUUAGGUGAAUUUCACUUUUCAUGCUCAUCAAAAUAGAUUUUCAGCAUAUGGAUGAUAUUGAUAGCAUUAAGUAAAUGAAUUAGUGAUUGGAAAAAUAUUUCUAUUUCUGAGGUUCUAAACCAAGGCCACCAUAGUGCCCUCAGACACAAGCUGCGGUGCAUAAGACCCUUUGCUCUUCCCGAUGUUUUAUCCUUUUAAUUAAAAAAACAUGAUGACAUUUUGUUGUUGAGCGGAACAGUUGCUUGGUUUUUCUGUCUGUGAUAAUUUGUUUGAGUGGGGUGUAGAUAGUUUGCUUGUUUUGAUAGAUGGUUCAGCAUUGCUGCUUUAACUUCUGAAAAAUGAGUACUCUUGUUUCUCCUCAGCUUGUUUUUGCUGCAAUCAUACUUACCUACUGAGAUUGCUGUUAGGGGGAAUGUUGGCCAAUGGUGUGUUUACGUCAGUAGAGAAGGCGUACUGGAGCUUGCACAUAGUCAAAAGGCCCUUUGAAAGUUACUGUUGCUACAGGGGAGCUGCUUUUCUCCCAAACAGCCUCAGUAAACAGCCAUUGGGGUUUGGAGGGCUGACCCACACAUGGCAUUUCUGUGGAAUUGACAGUCCUCCUGGAAGGGUAGCAAAUCUGAAGCUGGGACCCUCACUCACAUAGUUGGUUGUUUAAACAUUGCCUUGAUCAUGCCCAUGGAGAAGCGACUUCCAUGCAACUAGGGUUCAGAAUCAUGUGCUGUUCCCAUACAGUCAAUAGCUCUUUCCCCAUUGAGACAGGUGUGUGCUUCAGCCCAUGCUGGCCCUUUUCUGUCCCAUUGGCUGACAGAGAGCCAUGUGAUUUGUACAGUUCUCCCAGCUGGUGCUCUGAAGGGUUGUCCCAGCGGGGGGGAAGCAUCUGGUUUUCCACAAGGUAUUUACUGCACAUCCCAUUGUGCUAUAGUGCUUUACUAAGAGUAGGGGAAAGAACCAUGUGGCUAUCCCUCUCAGCAUCACAUUUGUCAAACUGGAACAAGAACCUCUAUGCAAGAUACUUUCUCAUAUGAAUCUUUUUGAAGUCAUGGGUUGCUGUUUUUCAUUACAGGGGCCGAAAUAACUACUUUGCAGUUUGGGAAUAUGCAGAAAAUGAAUGGGCCGACAGAAGAAUGUGAGGAUCCUACGCCUGUCUCUCUGAGCAACUGCACUGAUGAAUUUGUAAGAAUUUUUUUGCUUAUUCUUACACUUUACAUUUGUUUUAUUUCCAAAAGGAUGCUUAAAUCUUAAGGAAGAAUUGUAAUGGCAGAGAAAAUAUAUUGUUGUUUCCUCAGCUCCUGAAAUUAACAUUAUAAGUUCCUUGUUGCAAGAACCUGAUUUCUUUUCCUUGUAUUUAUGGCACUUUACAAAGUGCCCUGUGUACUAAAUAUGUCAUUGUCAUCUAAGACAGGAAUGGGUAAACUUGUCAUUCUUCACAUGUAGCUGGACUCUCCAACCAGAAUGGCCACUGAUGAGAAACAUUGAGAGCUGGAGCCUGACGACAUCCGGAAGGCCACAGAUUCCUCAUCCCUGAUCUAGGAUCAGUUAAUCACCAUUAAAACAGUCCUUCUUGAUAAAAACGUUUUGCUUUUGCUUUUCCAUCUAGGAGCUUUGCCAGCAUGUACUGACUGGCUCUUCAUUCUUUCAAUGCAAUGCUGUGGUGGGAGUUAAUGACUACAUUGAGUCUUGUGUACAAGACCUGUGCCUCUGUAAACAAGAAGAUAUCACCUCCUGUCUCUGCGACACUUUUGCUGAAUAUUCCCGGCAAUGUGCUCAUGCUGGUGGGGAACCUCAGAACUGGAGAAGCCCAGACCUGUGCCGUAAGUGUAAAUCACAGCUAGUCAAUUAUUUCAGCUGGACAUUUGAUACAGCUUGACAUGAUAUUCAGCAAUUACUCUGGUGAACUGGAAAUUAGAAGGUACAACCAAAAGUAGAGUACACACAAAGUUGCAUGCUUAUAAAGGUAUUAAUUAAUUAAUUGAAUUUGUAUACUGCCCUAUACCUGCAGGUCUCAGGAUGAGCACCUGACUAGUGGAUGAGCACCAGGCUGUAAGAAGCUGAAGUGUUUCAUAGAUCCCUAUAUUGAGUUUGUCCUGCUUAUGAAUGACUUGCAUAAGUGGUGGGAGACAGAGAGAUACCUCUAACUUGCAGGUGAUACAUAGCUGAGAGAAACUGGAAAAGAAGCAAUCUAGAGGACAUGGUGACAGCUAGGAGUUAUUUGAAUGUAUCAGAACACUGUGUUUUCAGCAAUCAAAUGAUAAAUGCAACUAAUUUAGAAGUUUAGAUGUUCAUCUGCUCAUCAACUCUGCUGUUUUGGGCAAUGGCGAGUCUGGGAGGUAUGAUCUGCAGCUCAUAGAGGAAUGAAGUCAUCAGAGAUGCCCCAGCUUAUAUUGCUCCUGCUUUUGAGAGGACCUUUUCCCCACAGUCUUACCACUUGAGUAAUAAACUAUGAAAGGAGAAAAAGUCCAUCAGGCAGAUUUGUUCAGAAGGAGAUAUUAAUAAAAUGUAACUAAUGUCUAUUAACCAAAUGGUAAAUACCAUCUAGGCCACCAGGGCCCACAAAAAAGUGGAGGCACAUAUACCACUGAGCAAAUGGCAAGCCACAAUACAUGCCUGGUUGGUCACAUGAUGUGCAGGGCCACUCCAUUUUGGCUGGAGGGUCAGAUCCAACAGUGGCUAACCCUCUGAGAGGGCCACUUGGACAGGUCAAUGGGGCCUGAAUUUCCAGCUGUGGCCUGAAUUCCAAAAGUGCAGAAUGGCUUCAAUUAAAGAAUCAGGACCACACUCUUAAGUCUACUUCUGAUUCUUCCUUCUGGCACCUUUUGCAUUUGAUACUUUUUUCUGUCACCUUGCAGGGCAGCAGAAAAGGGCACCAAAUUCAAAAAGCGUCAGAUUCAAGCCACAGCUUGAAGCUUCCCACACCUAAGACCAUAUGAAACCAGGCACAGGGGAGCUGGCCAGAUUCAGAAGUCAGGUGGGCUGGUGGUUCUCCACCACUGCUCUAGCAUAAUGAAAAAAAUCAUAGGAAUUAUAAUAGACCCCAGUCAAAGCAUUCAUCAGUUGUGGCUACAAAAGAAAGCAGGUGCCAUUUGGAGUUGCAGCAGAAAAGCAUUAAAUGCAACACACAGAAGGCAGGUCUCUGUUCAAGGCAGAAUCACUAUAAGGAAUUGUUUAUUAGCUGAGUGUGCUGCGUGUAUCAAAGGGUAACUGAGUUAUAAUUAAUAUCCUUCUUUUCAGCAAUGGAAUGCUCUUCCAACAUGCAGUAUCAAGAAUGUGAAUCACCAUGUACAGACACUUGCUCCAACUCUGAAAGAUCUCAGCUGUGUGAGGACCACUGUGUGGAUGGUUGCUUCUGUCCACCAGGUAAGCUUCCACCUUUGUAUCCAACUGUUGUAGCCCUUUACACACUUGCUCGGUAGUAAGCGCCACAGAUCUUAAUGGGGCACUUGCCUCAUGGUAUUCAAGGUGCAAGCAAGGAAAUCUACAAAAAAGGCAUGUUGUUUUUAGGAAAAGAGAUUGUACAAUUAUAAUUUGUGUCAGGGAAGCUGUGCAUGUAACCAACUAUCAUUUAACAUCCUUUAACCAUUAUAAUGUUUAAGUUAUUUCUUCCUUUAGGAACUGUAUAUGAUGACAUUGACAAUGCUGGCUGCAUCCCCCACGAGCAGUGUUCCUGUGUUUACAAUGGAAAAUCCUAUGCUCCAGGGACAACUUAUUCAGACAACUGCCGUUCUUGGUAAUUGACAACCUUUAAUAUGAUGAACAAGUACUUUGUGUAGGAAUCUAGGCUUGAUCCAUGAUUUCAACAUUUUAAAAGCUCUGCCUAAGUAUUUGAAUGAGUUAUUUCUGAACAUGAUUCCCAAUGAAAGUUCAACAGUAUUUGUGAUAGAUUCCUUACCUUGGCUUCUGCCUAGUGCAGGGGUUGGCAACAUGUGGCCCACGAAGACCAUUCUACAGGCCCCUGAGCCGCCCCACCCGCUUAGCGAGACCUUCGCCCGCUGCACUAAACCAGCACAGCGUGGCGUGGGGACUCACUGAGCGGCGCCGGAAAUCGCAUCUGUGCAUGUGCAGAUACCAGAAAUCGCGUCUGCGCAUGUCCAGAUGCCAAAAAACGCUUCUGUGCAGGCAUGAUUUCUGGCAUCUGGGCAUGCGCAGAAGCGAUUUCCAGUGCCGCGGACAUGUGCAGAUGCAAUUUCCGGCCCAUGGCCGGUAAACCUUGCCAACCCCUGGCUAGUGGCCACACUCCAGCUUAUGCUUCCAUGCAUGUCACAUUAGCCCUGCUCAUUAGGCCUCUGCUAGCCAUUCUGCUACAUAAAAAAGGUAAAGGACCCCUGACAGUUAAGUCCAGUUGUGAACGACUCUGGGGUUAUGGUGCUCAUCUCGCUUUACUGGCCGAGGGAGCCGACGUUUGUCCACAGACAGUUUUUCUGGGUCAUAUGGCCAGCAUGACUAAGCCACUUCUGGUGAAAUCAGAGCAGUGCACGGAAACGCCGUUUACCUUCCCCCUGGAGCAGUACCUAUUUAUCUACUUGCACUUUGACGUGCUUUUGAACUGCUAGGUUGGCAGGAGAAGGGACUGAGCAUCAGGAGCUCACCCUGUCAUGGGGAGUCGAACCGCCGACCUUUCAAUCGGCAAGCAAAAGGCUCAGUGGUUUACACCACAGCACCACCCACAUCCCAUUCUGCUACAUACCGAGCUGCUAUUUAGGCAUGACCAAAUGAAGCCAGUCUUUUGUACAACUCAAUGGGUCAGGAUUACCACUGAGAUGGUUUAGUAGUGACUUUUCACAUCAUUAAGCUAAAAUUCUGCAGUAACAAUAGGAUCCUAGGAAACUGCCUUCUGCCAGAUUACACUAUUUGUUCAUCUUGACUAUUGUUAUCUACUCUGACUGGCAGGCAGGGAUCUUUCCCAUUGCAUGCUACAUCACCCUUUUUACUAGAAAUUCCAGGAAUUGAAUCUGAAACCUUUUGCAUGUAAAGUUUGUGCUUCCCACUGAGCUGUGGAGCUCUUCAUAGGGAAGAAUUCCCCACUGCGCUAAGGCACCUUUGGUGGACUACAACUCCCAUCAUUCCUAGCUACCAGGACCAGAGGUGAUGGGAGUUGUGGUCCAACAUCUGGGGACUCAAGUUUGAGAAAGGCAAUCAUUCCAUCAGGGCAAGCAUUUUGGUCCUUUCCCUACUUCCCCAGCAUGCUGUUUCAGGGGUUCUCAUGACCCCCCCCCCAACCAAGUUCAGAGGGCACCAGGGGGCAUGGCAGGAGGAGAGGAAGGAAAGUCCUAUUGGACAAGCAGUCCGUGUGUGGAGCUUCCUCUGCAUUAGAUGAGUCCGCAUUAGAUGAGUCCCACCCAUAGCUUUUAAGCUCCCACAUGCUGACUCUUUAAACACAAAGCUGUGCUGGUUCCUACACUUUACAAAUGUUUCCACAUACACUUCAAAGAAUGGAACUAAUAAUGGAAAAUAAUAUAAGCUAAUGUCAGUGCAAUAUAUUUCCUUAAAAUGUAUGUUUCUUCUCUUUCUUCCUUUACUUCAAGUUCCUGUAUUGGGGGCCAAUGGAACUGCAUAGAACUCCCAUGUCCUGGCAUUUGCUCAGUAGAAGGUGGAUCACACAUCUCCACUUUUGAUAAAAAACGUUAUAAUGUCCAUGGAGAUUGCGUUUACGUUCUCUCAAAGGCAAGUCACUUAAGAUAUACUGUCACUAUAAUUAGCAAAAAUGUCCCCAUUACCACAGUGCUAUACAGGCACACAAACUCACACUAAUCCUCUUUCUGGGAUUAUAAAACCAGUGUAAUUGUUCCAGUAGUAAAUCCCUUGCUUUGGAUAUCAUGGCACACAGCUUAUUCAGUUUUCCUUUACAAGUUUUAAAUCCCUCUCACUUCCUUAUUGCUUCUACAUUAUCACACCAUUAUUUUCCAUAAAGCAGUAAUGUUUUUUUAGAUGUGUAGAAGACACAGACUCAGAAGAGACACCUUUGGGGAAAAUUAAUAAAGCGGGGGGUGGGGGGCAGAAUCUCAUUUCAGGAGAAUUACAUAUGAUACGACAAUGAAACUGAAAUACAGUUGCUCAGGGAGAUGCUACACAUUCAAAUAAAAGGCCCAUGAGACAACUAGGAAAGUUUGCUUACAUAUUUUUAAGAAGCCCAACACAUUCAAUAUCUAUAAAGGGAGGAAGUAGCAGAUUUUCCUGUUCAACAGUUUUGAUUCAAAAUGUCUACUCUCUCAUUUAAAAGAUCCUGAAUCAGUUUCCCUAGCUAAAGCAACCAUUAUAAGAAGUUAAGUCAAAUCCUAAAACCAAAAUACUUUUGAGUUCAAGGAAGCUAGAACUGUGCAUCUGCGAUACUUUUUCAGUGCAAUCUUAAUUUCUAGGCGCUAUUGCAGUAAGUUUGCGAUGCAGAUGGUAAUUCUUGGGUGUUGGCUUGCUUUUUUAGUUUUGUGGAGAUGAUACAUUUAGUGUUCUCGGAGAACUCCGCAAAUGUGGCCUGACAGAGACUGAGACAUGCUUGAAGAUGGUUGCCCUCAACAUCAAUGGAGACCAGACUGUAAGUUUCUAAACCAAAGGAUAGAGAACACCUUAUAAGCCACAAUGCCUUAAGAGACAGGAGUAACUAGGGGGGCGGGUAUUCAAUUCCAUUCACAUUUAAAGGCACACCUGGCUAAUUCACACUUUCCAAAACUAUAUGGGGAUUUAAACACAGGCACUCUUCAAAAUUUGUACUUCUAUGAAAUUUUCAGUACAGUUCUGUAGCCAAAUAAUUUGUGCAAAAAUGCAUAAACUGAAGCUUAAAAUACACUUUAAGUACAAUUUAAGUGUGCUUAAAAAUUGAAUUAGUGAAAAUAACAUGCAAAAAUGCAUUAUAGUAAGAGAAACAGCUUUGCAAAAAUGUGUAUGUGAGCCAAUUUGCAUACAAACAAAAUUGCAUAAAACGUUUGCAUUAAAAUGCUGAUAAAUUUUCAUGAAGAGUUUUUGUAAAAAUGCAAACUGAUCUGGAAAUGUGGAGAACUAAGCUUGAGACUGGAAAAUCUGAGAGAGACCAAAAAUGACAGAUCCACCCAUUCCUAGAAUAGAAUCUGUAUGUAAAGGCAACUUGCUUUUUCUAGCUGAUGCCCAAAGUAUUAGAGUCAGAAUAAUAAAGUAUCAAAUAAAUUGCCCUUAUGUAUUCCUGAAGACAAUGGGUCAAAUCCAGACAACCAGUGAGUGGAACUGUACUCAUGGAAGUGGGAGGUUUUUGUUGAUAACCGCAACACCCAAGGAGCUACUCCAGAGAGUUGGAGGACCUCUCAGAAGAACAUGGGAAGCAGUACAGUAAGCUGCUAGGGAAAGUAGUAGAAAUCAUCUCUCCUGACUCUUUUUUGUGAGUAGGACUCUCUGCUGGGAUGCCAGCUCCACCAUGAAAAGGAGCUCUUCCAUGACAAUAAUCAGCUCUGAAAAGGCAUUUAGUCCAUGAAAAGCAAAAUGACUUAGUACUCACAAAAGUUCAAUUAGAGAAUGACUGCAAAAUGUGUUUUAAAUUGGUUUCGAAGAAUGUCGUUGAAAGAACUACUUGAAAAGGAGGAAGAAUGGGGCAUGGGGGUGGGAUAAUCAGUUGAGGUUUCAAAUCAUAAAAGCCAACACUGUCAACCAGAACCUUUCAUCUUUGUAUUUUACCAGUUUACGAAAUUAUGGUGUAAUUUGUGCCCCUUACUGUUCACAGUAAUGAAUGCACAGAGAGAUGGAAAGAAUCGGGAUUGGAUUGAUGGAGCAUCCUUUGAACUUAUUUAGGAACAAUAUGCUUCUUAUGGUUGGCAACCUGCCAAAAGCUUGCCUUUUUUAACAUGCAUAUUAGAUAGAUGAUAGAUGAUAGAUAGAUAGAUAGAUAGAUAGGUAGGUAGAUAGAUAGAUAGAUAGAUAGAUAGAUAGAUAGAUAGAUAGAUAGAGAUAGAUAGAUGAUAGAUAGAUAGAUAGAUAGAUAGAUAGAUAGAUAGAUAGAUAGAUGAUAGAUAGAUAGAUAGAUAGACAGAUAGAUAGAUAGAUAGAUGAUAGAAGAUAGAUAGAUGAUAGAUAGAUAGAUGUAAAAAGUGUCCGGCCUCAAAAUCAACCAUUCAAGAUUGGUUAUAUUAAUGCUGAACACUCCCUAAUUUCACUUAUCUGAUAGCAGGACCUGCAUGUAAUAGUUUUUAUCCCCCCCAUAAAGCUUAUUAGAAGAAACAGAAGAUGUAAUUUAUCACCAAACUCAUUAUUACUCCUUUUCUCUUUGUCACCAGACCAUUGUGAUCAGUCCUAAUGGUGGUGUAUUAGUCAACUCGCUCUACACUCAGUUGCCUCUCUCAGCAGGUAUGUUGCAUGUCAGAAACUUCUGUUUGCCAUGGCAGCCUUAAAAGUUUUGAAAUCUUAGGGGCAAGCUCAGCAGAAGGGCUUGUUACUCCACAAGCUAGCAAGGUUUGAUUGGGUUACUAUUUUCCCUUUUCCAGUUCUGCUGGGAAAAGAAAGUUGGGUUUGUGUAGAGCAGAUGUGAGGAACCUGUGGCCCUCUGAAUGUUGCUAGACCACUACUCCCAUCAGCCCCAAGAAGCAUGGCCAAUAGCAGAGUUGUAGUUGUAGUUCAGCAACACUUGGAAGACCAAAUGUUCUCCAUAACUAAUGUAGAGGUUUCCCCUGGAAAUGAAGGAUUCUCUUACCAUCAGCCAUGUUUUAAUAACAUCCAGCCACAGCUACUGUAAUAUAAUGCAUUGUAUGUAAGGCAACCUUUGAAAGGAACUUCCAGAUUAGAUAGCAAGUUUGUUAACCAGGACUCUCCAUAAUGAGAAUAUAAACUGCUGCUGUUUACUACAAGGUCCUAAGCUACCUCUGUAGCUGAGACCAGAGUAUGUGAAGGACAGCCACCUCCUAUAGGAAACUACUUAUUAGCUGAGAUAUAUUUUGUGAAAGGUCUUUCAUCUGGUGUCCAGAGAUUAAGGAGUUGGCUGCCAGAAAUAAGCCCUUUUUUGCACCCCAUUUAUGGGACUGUCUUCUAAAAGAUGUCUGGUGCCAUCGUUGUUAUCAUUCUGGUGCCAGACUAUUCUAUCAUAUUCCCCCAAUCCUUUGAUGGUUACGAUUUGUUAGAUCCAUGCCAUAUAUGCCACAUUAUUGUUUCAGUUCAUACCACUUAAUCAUCAACAAAACUGGGGCAAACGAUGAUAUGGUGGCCAAUGUAGAUUGGGCUGAUGGUUGGGCACAAUCUGAAAGUAAGCAUAUAACUGUUUCAACUUGUAUCAAACCCUUCACACAUCCAUCCAGCCCACAGUCACAACAUGCCAAUGUGCUUGGCUUGCAUGAAUUGGCCUUCACAAAUCUGGUUCUUCUUUUCCUGAGUAAUGGAUGGCAGUUGCAGCUCUGAAUCUCAUAAGAAUGGUGUCUUCUUUGUCCGUAGCUAAUGUAACCAUAUUCAGACCUUCGUCCUUCUUCAUCACUGUGCAUACAAACAUUGGCCUUCAGCUAGUAAUCCAGCUCGUACCCACAAUGCAAUUGUAUAUUCAUGUGGAUCCAUCUUUCAAAGGAAGGACUUGUGGUAAGAAGUAUUUUAAAGCAAAAAGAAAUUUGUGGCAUGCCUGGGGGGCAAAGUAUUAUAAAACUGGACUAUAAAACUCUUUGGGGUUUCUUUCAAAGGUCUCUGUGGAAACUUUGACAAGCGUCAGAUGGAUGACUUCACAGCCAUAAGUGGAGUGGUGGAAGGAACAGCAUCUGCAUUUGCUAACACCUGGAAAACUCAGGCUGCAUGUCCCAACAUCAAACAAAGUUUUGAGGACCCUUGCACGCUUAGCAUUGAAAAUGGUAGGCAUAUUUGAGAAUUAUAAGCAAGACUCACAAACACUUCAAAAUUAUAAUUCUACCUAGCUUGUGGGGAAAAUUAAUAGAAAUAAACAAAUUAGAAGAACUGACUGAAAACAAAUAUUAAUAAAUGGGGAAAUCAGGGGAAAUAAAUAACAAUAAAACCUUGCAAAUCAAGAUCCUGUAGCCACAAUCUAAACAGAAGAAGUUAGGUAUGCCACCCCCCAUUGAAAUACGGUAAGUGGAUGUACACAUGGCUACCUCUUUUUUAGACUGUGGCUUGUAAGUUUUGCAAGUAGUCUAUAAACUAACAGCCCUAUGCAUAAUUGGGUAUAUUGGGUAUCUGUAGCAUGCACAUAUUCAAGAUUUAGAUCAUUUCCUUCCUCAGUCCAUGGCUUCAGGAGGUUCAGCAAUGAGUGAACAGCAGUGAGUAGAACAAGCAUUGUAGCAGCACCAGGAUAUCCUGUCUAGAGUCAGUGAUGUGAGUUGAGGUAAAAGCUGCCAUUUGCACCUAUAGAAAUUCCCAAAACGAUAUGGAUUAAUUUCUUCUCUUUGUAGAAAAAUACGCCCGACAUUGGUGUGGAUUGCUGACUGACUCGGAAGGACCUUUUGCUAAAUGUCAUGCCUCAGUUAAUCCAGCUUCUUAUCAUACGGUAUGAAGCUAUCUGUUACCUCUCAUUGAAAACAGUUUAUUGGAGGAAGUUGAAAAGUAUCUUUGGUUGGGGUAGGCAACCUGGUGUCCUACAGAUAUUUUGGACUGCAACUCCCACUGUCCAUGACAAUUGGCCAUGCUAGCUGGGACUGGUGGGAAUUGUAGUACAGUGGUGCCCCGCAAGACGAAUGCCUCGCAAGACGGAAAACCCGCUAGACGAAAGGGUUUUCCGUUUUUGAGUUGCUUCGCAGGACGAAUUUCCCUAUGGGCUUGCUUCGCAAGACGAAAAUGUCUUGCGAGUCUUGAGAUUUUUUUUUGCUCCCCCCCCCCCUUUAUCUAAGCCGCUAAGCCUUUAAUAGCCUUUUAGCAGCUAAUCCGCUAAGCCGAUAAGCCUUUAAUAGCCGCUAAACCGCUAAUAGCGCUAAUCCGUUAAGCCGCUAAUAGGGUUGCUUCGCAAGACGAAAAAACCGCUAGACGAAGAUACUCGCGGAAUGGAUUAAUUUCGUCUUGCGAGGCACCACUGUAAUAAACAUCUGGAGGGCACCAUGUUGGUUACCACUAAUCUAUAAGGAAACAUAAUGGUGGGACAAGACAAAAUGGGUGGAACUAAAUGGAAGGUGUCAUCAGUAUAGGAUCCAAGCCAUACCAUCACAUGUUUUAGGGAUGAGGCAAGAUAUGUCAUUUCACAGAGAAAAGCAGAAAUCAACAACUGGAGAGGGUGAAACUGACAAGGGAGUAGGGGAGCUGAGUGCUGGGCAGUUAACAUAGGCCAUGCUGAGACAGUGAAAUGCUGAACAUAAACAGAAUGUCCAGGAGUGAAGAUGAUGUGAAAGAAUUUCAAUAGAGCUUCUGGAUGUUCUGAAGGCUGGGAGAAAAGCCAGUCAGGAUUUGACUAGAAGGCAUAGGAGAGUUUAAAGGACUAGUUCACAAAUGCAUGCCCAUCACUUGAUGACUACAGUAUCAAAUGCUGAUUCCAUGAGUAAAUUGGCCCAGUGGCGGAGGAAGGGGGUGCGGGGGUGCAGGUCUCCCCAGGUGUCAUCACUGAGGGAGGUGGCAUAAUGACAAAAAUAUGAGUUUUUAAAAAUAAAUUGGGCUCAUGAAACUUUUUAGUUCAGUCAACAAACGUAACGAAACGCGGCUGGCACUGGGCGCUACACCACGGGGGCCGGCACUUACCACGGGGCCUGCAGCGUGCCCGAGCCACAUGUCUCUCCUGGGAGUGACGUGGUGGCUUGGGCGCCUGCGGGCUCUGUGCUGCCUGAAACGGCAGCGUAGGACUUGCAUCUGCCCUCUGCCUCUCCCUCAGCCAUCCUACAGCUGAGGGGGAGAUGGCAGAGAGGCUCCAUAAAGCCCACUCCGCCCCCAUGGGUGGCUUGUCCCACCCCCCAGCUGCAGGACGUGCGUGCCGCACCCAGCACCCAAGCAGCUAGCUAUGCCGCUGAAUGGGCCAUCACAAAUCAAAUACAGUGGUUCCUCGGGUUACAUACACUUCAGGUUACAGACUCCGCUAAUCCAGAAAUAUUACCUCGGGUUAAGAACUUUGCUUCAGGAUGAGAACAGAAAUUGUGCUCCGGCGGCACAGCGGCAGCAGCAGGAGGCUCCAUUAGCCAAAGUGGUGCUUCAGGUUAAGAACAGUUUCAGGUUAAGAAUAGACCUCCAGAACGAAUUAAGUUCUUAACCCGAGGUAUCACUGUACCACAGACAAUGUUUUCAUGCCAUUCCAUAUCACCACACAUAAACUUUUCAAAAGAGUCAGUUCACAUAUUCUCCUCUGUAUCAUCAACUGAUGAGAAAUCUAGUGUUGCACAUGUAUGAGCUCACUGGCUUUAAGACUUCUGUUUCAGAUGAAUGUCUGAACUCAAUGAGUAGUAUUCUGUGAUAGGUAAAGGUAAAGGGACCCCUGACCAUUAGGUCCAGUCAUGACCGACUCUGGGGUUGUGGCGCUCAUCUCGCUUUAUUGGCCGAGGGAGCCGGCGUACAGCUUCCGGGUCAUGUGGCCAGCAUGACUAAGCUGCUUCUGGCGAACCACAGCAGCGCACGGAAACGCCGCUUACCUUCCCCCUGGAGCGGUACCUAUUUAUCUACUUGCACUUUGACAUGCUUUCGAACUGCUAGGUGGGCAGGAGCAGGGACCGAGUAACGGGAGCUCACCCCAUCAUGGGGAUUCAAACCACCGACCUUCUGAUCAGCAAGUCCUAGGCUCUGUGGUUUAACCGACAGCACCACCCGCGUCCCAAGUAUUCUGUGAUAGUCCUACUCAAAGUAGACCCACAGAAGUUAAUGGCCAUAAGUAACUUGGGUUCAUUAAUUUCAAUGGGUCUAGUCUGAGUAGGAAUACUUCCGUCAUCUCCUGGAUCUAAAUAUAGAUAAAUAUUUCCCCCUUUUAUUCGCAUACACGCCACAUGAUACUUCAUUUUGCUUUGAAGCAUAAUGCUUAUAAUCCUGAGUUGUUUGCAAGUAAUGUUGAUUUCCCUUUCCAGUUAUGAACCAAAAUGUAAGACUGACAAUAGUGAAACUCAGAACUGAAAAUCCAAUUUGGGUCAGCAAUUGUUGUAUCGCUAAAAUGGCCUGAAGGCACAUGAUACAAUUCUACUGCUGAAGCCAAGUACAUCAAGCCCCUGCCUGCUAAAGGAUGAGAGAUGACACUGAAUGGGAUAUUAGUUAGUCUGAAAAAAAGUUACAAGUGAAAUCUAAUCUAGUCAAAUUGAGAAACGGUAGGAAAAGGAUUAUUGACUUGGAAUGGAUUGUUUUUAAUAAGAGCAUUUUCCUGUUCUCUAGAAUUGCAUGUUUGACACCUGCAACUGUGAAAGAAGUGAGGAUUGCAUGUGUGCUGCCCUCUCUUCCUAUGUUAGAGCCUGUGCAGCUGAAAAAGUAGAGCUUCCAGGAUGGAGGACCAAUGUCUGUUGUAAGUCUUCUAAACAGCCAUCUCGGGUCUUAAAAUGAAAUAACUUUUUGUGCCAAUGAAUCUUAGCAUUUUCCUUGUCUUGCUGGGUUCUCUUAGUGAUGGUCUGGAGUAAUAGACUUCAGGACACAUUCCCCCCCCCAAAAAAUAAUAAUCCCAUUUUUAAAAAUAAAAAUAAAAAAGAUGGAUCUAGUCAUGGACAUUCAUGCCUUGAUUUUAUCCAGGCUAGGUUUCAGCAAUGCACUCUAUGUGGAGAUGCCUUCCAAAAGCAUCUGGGAGCUGCAGAUUUCACAAUGCAGCAGCCACACUACUAUCUGAGAUGAAUGUAUAGAACACAUCACUAAUACUACUCUAAUUUCACUGGCUAUCUGCUUCUGGUCUCAAUUCCAAGUACUGGUCUUAACCAUUAAAUUCAUAGUCUGGGACCUGGAUACCUAAAGGAUUGCCCUCACCCAUAAGAACCUGCCCUUGCAGAUUCUGCUCUGUGUCUCCUUGAUGCUCUGUGGCAGAUAGGUACUAGGGACAGAGCAUUUUUAGUUGUGGCACCCUCACUAUGAAAGGCCCUCCUGAAGGUCUGCCUGGCUUCUGUUUCAGCGGGCAUUUAGCUAUCUAUAUAACCACAUGUAUUCUUCCUUUAGUAAUUUAACUUAUUAUUUUUUAAUUCUUUUUUUGUAAACUACUGUGUGUAUGUCUGUGUCUUAGGACGAAAAGGCAGGUCACAGAAAAGCUUUCAAUCAAUCAAUCAAUCAAUCAAUCAAUUAAUCAAGCUGUUUGUUUUUCUCUUUCCAGCCAGAUACACCACUUCAUGCCCCAAAUCCCUGAAUUACAGCUAUUCCAUCAGUUCUUGUCAACCUACCUGCCGAUCUCUGAGUGAACCUGAUGUUACCUGCAAUGUCAAAUUUGUCCCAGUUGAUGGAUGCACCUGUGAAAGUGGAACCUACAUGGAUGAUUAUGGAAAAUGUGUACCUGCUAACAAAUGCCCAUGCUAUUACAAAGGAACGUCAAUACUCUCCGGUGAAGUGCUCCAUGACGUUGGUGUUUUGUGGUAAGAGGAUUCAAGCUGCUGCCUUUAACUUUUUAGUACAGCCUUCACCAACCUGGUGCCCUCCAAAUGUUAGGGACUACAACUCAUGGCAAAGCUCUUCUAGCAUUAUCAGAAUACAUGACUAAGUAGUGCCGGUAUCUGGAAUGCUUGCAUUUUGUCCCAGAUUCUUUUAUCGCUACCUAACUAAUUUCCCCUCCAUAUCUUAUAAGUAAAUAGACCAAAAUGCCUAAAUACAUAAAGAGCAACAGAAUUUGGAAAAACAUCCAAAUUAGUGACCUGUAUGGUCCCAUUUUCAGAUUCUUAAAAAGGUAAAGGUAAAGGUACCCCUGCCCGUACGGGCCGGUCUUGACAGACUCUAGGGUUGUGCGCUCAUCUCACUCUAUAGGCCGGGAGCCAGGGCUGUCCGCAGACACUUCCGGGUCACGUGGCCAGCGUGACAAGCUGCAUCUGGCAAGCCAGCACAGCACACGGAAUGCCGUUUACCUUCCUGCUGGUAAGCGGUCCCUAUUUAUCUACUUGCACCUGGGGGUGCUUUCGAACUGCUAGGUUGGCAGGCGCUGGGACCGAACGACGGGAGCGCACCCCGCCGCGGGGAUUCAAUUUCAGAUUCUAAAUAUCCCUAAAUCACCGGUAUUUCUGGAGUAAACCCAACUGCUCUACUCUGUAUAGGGCACAACUACAGACUCACAAUUUGAAGGCUCCAAGUUUUAAGCACAGCCAGAAAGUGAAUGCAAAAGCAAACCUAAUUCCUCUUUCUUUUACAUAGCACAUGCAGCCAAGGAAAGUUGAACUGCAUUGGUGAUGGGGACACAAAACAGGGUAAGGAGAAUAUACCUAUAUAUGUAAAAUAUGUUAUAUAUACUUACUUUCCAUCUUGGAAAGUUGCAGACAAUUGGGCUGCGUUCCUUAUUUUGUUAAAAGCCUUUUAUAUUGUAGAUGGCUACAAAUUGACAACUGGGCACAACUAUUAAAUAUUCACUGGAAAACCAUAUUCAUUAAAAGUUUCAAGUUAAUACGGGCUUCAUAGUUAAUUAUAUAAUAGUUCCACAAACCAUAGUAGACUUCUGUUCAAAAGGUUUGUUUGAGGUCUUCCUGUUCUGUGGUACCCAUGCCUGUCCUUUCAUCUCUUACACAUUUUCUCUCCUUUUGCCCUGCUAGUCUGCAUUGCCCCCAUGGUCUACUUUAACUGCAGAAAUGCCACUGCAGGCCAAACUGGAGCUGAAUGCCAGAAAAGCUGUCAGACUCUUGAUAUGCACUGUGUAAGUAUGCAGAACCGGAUGAUAUUUUAAGAGACUGUGCUAUCAAUCAGAAUGUCCUUUGCUUUUGUCACAAACUUAUUAUCUGACCUUAGACAAGGCACUCUCCUGUCCUCACCCUCUUCCCCAUCUAGAGUAGGGGGUGAGGGAUCUCAGGAUGUUAGCUGAACAGAGCCCUCCCAGCCUCCGUAUCCUCAGGCCUCUUUUCAGCCCAUUCCCCUCCCUGGUCCUGCUUCGUGUCCUCAAGUGCUUUUGCCUGUUUGGAAUGUGUUUUGAACUGUGACAAAUGCCUAUUGCUUGUCUGGAUGAAGGAUGGAAGAUGGAGAAGUGUGUGAACCUCUGCCUUUUGCAUGAUCAGAAUGUAGACUACUGUACAUAAGGUUAGGGUUACAUCUGUUGCUCCACUCACAUUUACCUCUGACCCAACCUACCACUGGCAUGAAAAUCCUGGAAGGUUGUCAACAAGAAAGGUGGACCUCAGACUGAAAACAUUCCCCAUCCCUGAGCUGCAGGAUUAUAAUGCAUAUAUUGGAACUUUGCAUAAUUUCUUACUUAUUUCAUUAAAUAUACAUACCACUAAAUUAAACACACCCACACCCACCUACAAGUGGUUUACAAAAAAAGCAGGGGAUAAGCAUGGGAUCUUCCAUUCUCUUUAGUGUCAGGGAAUGAACAGUCUUCACAUGCUCCAGCAUCAAAGUUAAGUGGACCAGCCACUGCUCAUUCAAACCUUAAUGUUUACACUGGAGACCACCUUGCAAACUGGGGCUCCUGAGUAUGCACAAGAGCUGCUGAAUUAGGUGUCAGUUCACAAUUUAACAAGCAUAGGCUUUCACCCACUUGAAUUCCCACAGCCUACAGUCUUUUGAUCCAGUCCUGUUUUAGUGGACUAAUUCAAUUGUUAUCAGCAUUAUUCUCUCUUCUGAAGUAAUGCUUUCUUGGCUUUUACAGUAUAGCACACAGUGUGUCUCUGGCUGCAUGUGCCCUGCUGGGCUGGUGUCAGAUGGUAAAGGGGGCUGCAUCGCUAUGGAAGAGUGUCCAUGCAUUCACAAUGAUGCCACAUAUCAGCCAGGAGAGAAGAUUAAAGUCAACUGUAACACCUGGUAAGGACUUCUUAAAGAAAAUGCCUCUUGUUACCAUCAUCUUAUAUGUUCCUAAAAUAACCAACACAAAAAAUAUAAAUAAUUAUCAGGUUGAAUAACAGGUUGGCAGAUAUACAUAGGGUCAUUUCACGUAUUACACUAUUAUGCAUGUACACCAGAGUUUACUCUCUAAUGUACACCUAUGUAUACUAUAAAUAACUAAAGAAAGAAAUACCUAAAAAUAUUAUGUGGCUAUGACAUUUUUUUAUUAAUAAAUGUGUAUUCUAUUUGUCAAAUUAAAUUUUCCAGGGUGACUUAUGUAAAAUCCACAUACAACAAACAACAUCAUGAAAGGCAGCAGAUAAAAGCAUAAUUAAAAACAGUCAAUUCAGACUUUAAAGUUCGUUAAAAGGCCAUAGACAACAAAGUGGCCCUCAUCUGUUGCCAAAGAAACAUAGUAGCAUGGGCACCAGCUAAACCACUCUGGCUGUUCCUUAGAUGGGCUGUGACCACUGAACAAGCUUCCUUCCUGGUCACCCCCUGCCACACCCCAAGUCUGCGGGCACACCUAGAAGAAAGCUUCUGAUGGUAACUUUUGUGCAUUGACAGGCUGAUGUGGAGGUGAAUGAGCCAAGUAACCAAAUACAGCUGGAUAGGAGGAACUUCAUAUCCUCAUUAGCACAAUGAUACAUUAUACACACAGUCACACACAUACAUCUUGCUUAUUUCUGAACAAAUCAGAAAAGUGUUAUAAGGGAGGUCUGGGCUUUUAUAAGGCACCUGCUUGGCCAUUGUGAGAACAGAUGCUGGACAGGAUGGGCCAUUGGCCUGAUCCAGCAGACUCUUCUUAUGUUCCCCUUAGGCUAGUCCACAAUAUGGUACAGUGAACUUGUAACGUUCUUGAGUGGCCUAUGAAAGAACUUACAUAGCUCAUUUCUUUUAAUUCCCAUCUUUCUGAUGUUUUACAGGUUGUAAGAAAUAAUGCAGCUUCCCUUGCUCUCCCCUCCCCUCUCCACACAUUGCCUAUGAUUAAUUUAAGAGAUAAGUAAUUUAAGCCUGUGUUAAAGGAGUACAUGCCAGCUUAUAUCUGCGCAAACCAAGGAAUCACUUUAAAAUGCUCUAUUUUCUCCCUUCUUCUCCCUCAGCGUAUGUAAGAACAGGAUGUGGGAAUGCACCAAGGACAGAUGCCUAGGUACCUGUGCUGUUUAUGGAGAUGGGCAUUAUAUCACCUUUGACGACAAGCGUUACAUUUUCAAUGGGAAAUGUGAAUAUACACUAGUUCAGGUACUGAGCAAUUUGUCUUGGCCUUAUGAAUGGAGAAUUAAGCUGAAUACACCACAGAAUGAAGUCAUCUCUUCCCUUAUUUCACCCUCCCCUUCUUAGGAUCACUGUGGACAGAACAACUCUGCCUCCGGAACAUUCCGAGUCAUCACCGAAAAUGUUCCCUGUGGUACUACUGGAACCACUUGCUCAAAAUCUAUUAAAGUCUUCUUUGGGGUGAGUAGCGUUACCAGUACUAUUAGGGAACUGUAUCAGGGUUUAGCAUGAGAUGAUUUAAUCUGCAUACUAGGUUCCAAACAAGCAACUAAGUGAGGCAAGGAGGUGAAGUGGAAAGAGAAAGUGAGGGCAGGAGAAGAGACUUCUAUCCUCUCACCACCUACAGCCCCCCCUCCCUCCUGCUAGUCUUGCACCUACUGAGCCUCUCACCUUCAGGCAAGCCAGCACCAGCAGUUGAGAGCAGCAGAGAUAAGCCACUGCUACAAUUGUUUUAACUGUUUUUAAUUUGUGUGGUUUGUUGUUGUUGUUUGUUUGUUUGUUUUUACUGAGUGAGGGGAGAUGCGUUUGAAAAUAGAGGAGAUUGAGGAGUGCCCCAAUCAGAGUGGUUCAGGAUAGGGGCGAGGUAUAAUGUGGGAGGCGGGGCAGACCGGGUAAGGGGCACAUGUCACAGGCAGUUAGUGACUGUGCCAUGUGCCAGCCCCUUCUCCAACCUGGGUAAUUGUGGUUGUCAUAUCAGCCAGCCCUUGAUUCUGCAGGCACUAUUGCUGAAUGCCAGGUCAGCUCUGAACAAGACCUUCCUCAUCCCUGGUCUGAUUAUGAAUGAGGAGGCCAAUCCGUUCUGCAUCACUGAGACCUAGGUGGGUGAGCAGGGUGGAGUUGGACUCACACACACCAGUACUUGGUGCAGCAUCACGGCAGACUUGAGGGUCGCUGAGGGGAAGUUGCUCUGGUCUGUAGAAAUUAUCUCUCUCUCGGCUUUCUGAGCAGUUGGGUGGGUGGCAUCUAGAGUGUGUGAUCCUGGCACUGGGCAACCAGGACAGAUUAGGAGUUCUGGCUUACCACCCACCUCGCUGCCCAACAGUCUCCCUGCCUGAAUUUUCUGCAACACAUUAUACGUAGGGUUGAUGGAUGAUGAACACCAGUUUUUGUUUUUGAACUUUGUAAUGACUUUCCCCCAUUCUUUAUUUUGCUCCCCCAGAACUAUGAUCUGAUCCUCAGUGAGGAGCGCCAUGAAUUAAUACAAAGGGGUGAUGGAGGCCAAGUACCUUACAAGAUUCGCUACAUGGGCAUGUAUUUGGUUAUUGAAGCAAACAAUGGGCUGAUCCUUUUAUGGGAUAAGAAAACCAGCGUAUUUAUCAAAUUACGUGAUGAUUUCAAGGUGAUGCACUUUUUACAAGACUAGUGCCUCUUACAUUUUAAGUUUAAAUGUGCAUAAUUUAGAUGCAAAUCCCACUCAUUUCCAUGGCAAUUAUUUCAAUUGUAAGUGUGCUUAGAGUCACACCUUAAGAGCUGAUUUUCAAGACAGAAACCAUGGGGAGGUCAUCUGAAAUAGCCUCUGCAAAAAGGAUGGUUCAUAAGGGAAACUACUUCAGAUGCCUUGUCUCUUUGGUAUAUAUUGGUUCCCGGCAUGACUGGCUUUCAUGCAACUGCCUACACCGGGAUUAUUUGAAGAUGACAUGGGGCAUAUCAAACAAACAGGGCUAUUCCACAGGGAGCUGCUGCUGCAUGGAAGAAAUUGCAAACAGCCUCUGCUUGACAUCCAUAUUGUAUAAAGUACCAUUAGUAAACAGGUAUAUGAUUCUGAUUUAGAUGAGUAUCUGUUUGCAAUCUCACCUUGCAAGCAUCUACUUUUUAACUGACCCAGAAAACACCAUGUUUUGAUAAGGAGACCAAAUAUAAUAGUUCUGUUAUCAUUUCAAAAUAUGAGCAAUGUUUGAACAUUUCAAUGAAUUUUAUACCAAUGCAGUAUAUUUUCAAUUUAUGUCUGCUGCCCUUUUGAUCAGCAUAUGACAAUAAGAUGGAGAAGUUAUGAAUAGACAACAACUUGUAGAUUAACAAUAACUGAGAAAUUGAACACAAUAUAAAAUUCUUUUUUUUUUUUUGUAUUUUUGAACAAAUGCAAAAUAAUCUUCAUAGGAAGGAAAGAAAAAACAAAUCUCUUACCUCUAGGCACACAUGGCUUGUGUUUUCUAAAUGCAACAAAUAAUGAUAGUUUCCUGUAAUAAGAGAUGGCAGCGUGUUAAUUAACCAAAUGGGAGAAAAUCAAAAAUUAAGUUGGGCUAAGAGGUUCAUGCAAUUUAUCUGUAACUCAAGUGUUUUCAUUGCUUCUUUGUGCAGGGUCAGGUCUGUGGUUUAUGUGGGAACUAUGAUGGCAAUGGAAUGAAUGACUUCACUACCCGGAGUCAGUCUGUAGUAAGUGAUGUGCUGGAGUUUGGUAAUAGUUGGAAGGUGUCUCCCACAUGUCCUGAAGCCAAAUGCACAAAGGAUCCUUGCUUCAAGAACCCUUACAGAAAGUCCUGGGCACAGAAGCAAUGCAGCAUCAUCAACAGCAAGGCCUUUGCUGCCUGCCACUCUCAGGUAUACCUUGCGGCAGAACUAUCUUGAAGUCUAGAAUUUUUCAGGUGUUCACCACAAUUCCUGAGCAAUUACAAAUCUAUAAUUAUACAUGUGGUGGUUUCAUGGAUUUCAACAGUCCAUUACAGAAGGCACGUAACACCCUACAGGAUGUCACCAACUCUGAAGACUGUCUAGCAGCACCUUUAAGUAGUGCCUUUAACAACCCUCUACUAUGUGUCCCACUGCUGUCAUAUUCUAGAUUUUGGAGUGUGUUCAGUGUAAAUGUUUAUCACUAGAUCCUGUUUCUAAUGCUUUGGAUUGUGAAGAAGCCAUUUAGAAAAAUACUAAUAAGAAGAAUUCAGGCUAAGUCAAGACAGACCAUUCAGAAAAUUAGCUUAUGCUGAUAUCUUUUCUUCCUGUUUUAAAGGGAAGUCCCUAACUGACUGUUAUGACCCAAUUUAUUGCCUUCUUUUGCUAAUCAAUUCUUGAUGUGAAUAUUCAACUAUGGAACUUUUACCACCCCAAUACAGCAGGCAAGAUACGUGUGCAUAAAUGGAAUUUUGCUUACAGGCCUGUAUUUGUGCCAAUGCAAAAAGAUAAUGGGAGGGCAGUUCCAGGUCUGUGCAGUCUUUUGGAGGGAAAGAGUGGGUAUGGGAGUCAGUCUGGAUACCCCUUCCCCUCCCCUCCUCUCUCCAAGAGGUGAUCCACGCUGCCUCAAUGAGCAGUGCUCAUAUUCUUCAGCAGGCUGCAUGAGCACACCAGUCGGUGUACAGUCUUCUGUGUGAACACUCUGGAUCAGGGCCUCUAUCUUCACCACUUAGAGCAAAGUGUGAAAGGAUGUUAAAUGUGCCUUCCCAUUGCACCUGAAGGUUUUGGGGAUAUUUUUUUAAAAUGCAGCUAACACUCCCUGAAAAGACACUUUUCAUGGAUAGACAUUUUAGAUGUGAACUUCUCGCUGACUUUGAAUUUCUUACGUUCCUUAUGUUUGGUUUUUGUUACACUGUAUGCAAAUAUUUAAUGUACAGUGGUACCUCGGGUUACAUACGCUUCAGGUUACACACUCCACUAACCCAGAAAUAGUGCUUCAAGUUAAGAACUUUGCUUCAGGAUAAGACCAGAAAUCGGGCUCCGGCGGCGUGGCAGCAGCAGGAGGCCCCAUUAGCUAAAGUGGUGCUUCAGGUUAAGAACAGUUUCAGGUUAAGAACGGAUCUCCGGAAUGAAUUAAGUACUUAACCCGAGGUACCACUGUAAAUAGAAUCAGCUGGUGUGGUGGAGGGGCUGAUAAUUACUGUUUACACAUUAAAUGCAAAGAUGCAUUCAGACCUCAUAUUUAGUUUGGCCCUUUGGAUCUUUUGCACACUAGCCAACAGUCUAUGAAAGCAAAUGCAAACCCAGGGGGUGGGGAUAUUACCAACAACUUCUCAAACACACUAUCGCCAGUGGAACAAACUUAGGAAAUGUCAGCAGGACCCAUAGCUGAUGCUUCAAUGUUUUAACAGGUUGAGCCAACGAGAUAUUACGAAGCUUGUGUAACUGAUUCCUGCGCUUGUGACAUGGGGGGAGAUUGUGAAUGCUUCUGUACAGCUGUAGCUGCGUAUGCUCAAGCAUGUAGUGAAUUUGGAGUGUGCAUAUCAUGGAGAACACCAUCAUUCUGUCGUGAGUAUUGGACCACACUUGAAUGUAUACUGGAAGUGGGAGGAGGGUGAAGGGGAAAUGAGAUAUUAGCUUCAAGAUAAUUUUUCCAUUAGAUAUAUAUGACAAUAAACAGCACACUGAAGAAAAUGUAUGGAUUUGUGUGUGUGUGUGUGUGUGUGUGUGGUACAGUACUGUGAAUACCUUCAAUGAAUCAGCAACUGCCUAAUGUAGGAUUGUUGAUAUAACUAUGUUGCAGUAAAUAGAAAUAACUACAUUCAUUUUCAGUGCUUUCUUCAUGCCUUUGCUUCCCACCUUCUUAUCAGUUUAGGUAUUGGCCUCAUGAGCAUACUUUGUCAUGGUGCCCACCAUUAUUUUAAUGGCAUUGACAGCAAUACAGAUCCAUGGUGGAAUGUCUGGUCCUCAACCUUUUUCUUUUGGUUCCCCUUAGCAAUGUUCUGUGAUUAUUACAAUGAUGAACGUGAAUGUGAAUGGCACUACAAGCCUUGUGGAGCCCCAUGCAUGAAGACAUGCAGAAACCCAAGCGGGAGAUGCCAUUAUCAGUUGCCUGGCUUGGAAGGUAAGAAGACUUCUAGUGACUUAUAGGGUCAUUAAGCCAGCUAUGCACAACAUUUAAUAGGUUUCAAGUUUGGGGGAGUGUUGUUGGUUGUCUAAACCAACAGAAAAUAGGUCACCUUGUGUUCUCAUCUUUUUGGGUUUCAAAUGGCUUGCAAUCAGGCUUAAAUUCUAUGAGCCAGCCUAGAUGUGAUCAAGGGCUCAUUCGACACACCUGCAAAUGACCACAACCUUUUUCCUUUCAUGGAAACUUGGAAGCAUGUGGAAAAGCUAUUGGUGGAAAGAUCCCAGCACUGGACCAGAUGACAAAUAUUAAUUAAAAUACGCCCCCCCAAAAAAGUAAAUUAAAUGGAAUUGCUUUUUGACAGAUUUUAUAUAUUGCUCUUAUCUCCCUCACACCUUCCUUUGUCUCAGGCUGCUACCCACACUGUCCAGCAGACAGGCCUUAUUUCAAUGAGGAUGAGAUGACGUGUGUUGAUGUGUGUGGCUGUUAUGAUGAUCAGGGUAACUAUCAUCCACUAGGAAAAACAUUUGACUCAAGAAAGACAUGUCAGGCAUGGUAAGUAUGUAUAGCUUGACAACACUAAGAGAAAUGAUCAAUUACAGUAGCACCUCCAGUUACGUUACUCUCGGUAACGUAAACUUCAGGUUGUGAAAGCGACAAACCUUUUCAUCGGGUUGCGAAAACCUUGGGAUCCGGCUGGACCUCCAGAAUGGAUCCUGUUCGCAACCGGAGGUACUACUGUACUCUCUGUAUACCCCUUGAGAUGUUAUUCUUGUUGAUUCUAGAAUGAAUCUUGUUGCUCUGAUUGCAUCCUUUAUCAUAUACUCAUAAUAUACCAUUAGAAUGAAGUAUGCUGAGAAUCUAAUUGAUUGAAGUAAUAUUUUAAAUUGGAUUUUACAUACACAAUAAAUCCCAAAAACCAGAACAAGAAAAUUAUUAGAAUGUUCCUAUUUGCAAUUCAGUGUGAAAGUGGUAGAUGAAAUCACAGACAAGAAGUAGUACAGUAAAUGAAUGCUUAAGGGGGCAGGGGAAAAACUAUGAAAUUAACUUCCAGACCAAACUAAGUAGAAAAUAAACAGCAGAAUGCAGUUUUAUGAUUCCUGGGUCUCACAUUUUCCUAUCAUUUUUUUACAGUACAUGCACCAGUAGAGGCAUAGAGUGUAACUACGAUGCCAAAGGUAAGCUGUAUGUAGUGAGUUAUGAAUGGCACCUUAUAUCAUAUUUCAUAUGAUGUUAUCUGACCAUUCUUACUCUGUCAAUUUUCAGCAUGCUACUGCUAUUAUGAAGGAAAGACAUAUAUCUACAAGGAUGUCAUCUACAACACCACAGAUGGCUUGGGCUGGUGCAUGAUUGCAACGUGUGAUGUCAAUGGAACAAUCCACAGAGAACUAUUCAGAUGUGGUGGGACUACCACAAUACCACCUACAGUUUCAACUACAACACCAAGUCAAGCAGGUAUUUCAGUCCAAAUCUUUUGCUUCAACUCUUUCCAAACUUCGCUGAGUGAAGUUCCAUUGAACACAGUGAAUAAUACUUCUGAGUAGACAUGCACUGCACCACACCAAAGAGCAGAGAAGCAGCUCCUACCACUGCAGUAGUAGCACAAAUAGCACCACAUCUUGGGUCAGCUGUUAAAAUCAGAGGUGCCAUACAACACCACACAAAGGGACAAAUUCAACUAAAUACUUCUGUUAAUAGAGCCAGCACAAAUGAGUCCCACUAGUGCAACAGGGCUUGUACUAAUGGAGCAAUCUCCUUAGCGCUACUUAGAUAUUUGAGCCAGCUCCAUAACAUAAUUUUUUGCCAAUUAUCUCAACCAAACUAGAUGUAAAUGCGAUAUGAUCAAAAGCAAGCAUUUAUAAACAAAGUAUGUAAGAAAAUGAAGAGAUAAUGAAAAACUUUACAAAUCUUCUAUAACAUAGGAAAACAUCCCCAAAUACACCAUAUUCAUAUUUUUUGUUACAUGUUGCAUAUAUUAUUUUAAAAUAAAAAUAUACAAGAUGGAAAUCAACAUAAAGUUAAGUUGAAGGUUCAAUUGGCUCAAGCAUGGCAGCUCCCCAGAUGGAAUAAUCCACUUCCACCAAUGUGCUCUUCUGGUUCCCCCGCCCCCCAAUCCCUGCCUCAUCUACAGAAAAAACUUGGGAGAGAGGUUACAUGGGAGAAGGAGAGAGGAGGCAGAUAACAGAUAGGGAGAUUUAUUAUCUAAAUAAACUGGAUUAAAAUAACCAGUGAUGUUGUUUCUUACAGAAUCCACUACAGCGCAAACAACAGUAUGUGUCCAUAGAACAUGUGAAUGGACAGAAUGGUAUGAUGUCAGCUACCCUAAAUUUGGACGAGACAAUGGGGAUUAUGAAACACCAGAGAAAAUAAGAGACAGAGGAAACAAAGUAUGUAAAAUGCCAGAUGAAGUGGAAUGCAGAGCUCAGCGCUUUCCUAAUGAAAGCAUAGAAACCCUCGGACAAAAGGUACAAUGUUCCAAGUCUAACGGUUUGAUAUGCAACAAUAAGGAUCAGACACCACCAAUCUGCCUGAAUUUUGAAAUCAGGUUCCUAUGCUGCCUAUACACACCAUGUGGUGCAUCAACAACUCCAGCAACACCAGAAAUAACAACAGCAGGAUCCAGAACUACAUCUAAAGUGACAGGUGGCAUAACAACCACCCUGACACCCCUUGUUACCACUACGGCAGGAAGCAUCACUACCGGUUGCCAACCCAAAUGCCAGUGGACCUCUUGGUUCAGUUUUCACACUCCAAGCUCCGACCCUGGGGAUGGCGAUCGCGAGGACAUUAAGAGCAUCCAGGCAUCGGGCGGUACCAUCUGCGAGCACCCUCAAGAGGUGGAGUGCAGAGGAGUGGACUACCCAGAGCUCAGCGCAUCUGAACUUGGACAGAACAUGAUCUGCGAUAUCAACACUGGACUCCUUUGUGAGAAUGCCAAACAGACAGGGAAGUACAAGAUCUGUUACGACUAUGAGAUGAGAGCACUGUGUUGCGACUACAAGCACUGUGAAACCACGCCAGCGCCACUGGUCACAACAAGUGCCACCACCACAGAAGCCCCAGGUAGCACGGUGGGCAAAAGCACGGCUCCAGCAUCCUCCACGGGCUCUGCGCCACCUCCUGUUGUCCAUACCACCACCGAAAGCACCACCCUUGUUUCCACAACACCAGGAGUAACCACAGGAAAGCCAACAACCACAGAAACACCAGGCAGCACGGCAGGCAAGAGCACGGCUCCAGCAUCCUCCACGGGCUCUACGCCACCUCCCGUUGUAUUCACCACCACCGAAAGCACCACCCUUGUUCCAACAACUCCAGGAGUUACAACAAGAAAGCCAACCACCACCACCCACUCAACGCCGCUUUCCACCCUCCCUCUCACAACACCAGGCUCAGUCAGCACUGCUGCCGUCUCCACUGGAGUGGUCCCCACUGUGACAGCCACAACACUCCAGUCCACUCCUGUUUCCAAGCCUUCCUCAACAAUACCCACCACCGGGACCACUGCACAAACCCCUCCAGGCCUGCUGACCACAACAACCACCCUGGCUCCCCUUGUUACCACUACGCCAGGAAGCACCACUACCGGUUGCCAACCCAAAUGCCAGUGGACCUCUUGGUUCAGUUUUCACACUCCAAGCUCCGACCCUGGGGAUGGCGAUCGCGAGGACAUUAAGAGCAUCCAGGCAUCGGGCGGUACCAUCUGCGAGCACCCUCAAGAGGUGGAGUGCAGAGGAGUGGACUACCCAGAGCUCAGCGCAUCUGAACUUGGACAGAACAUGAUCUGCGAUAUCAACACUGGACUCCUUUGUGAGAAUGCCAAACAGACAGGGAAGUACAAGAUCUGUUACGACUAUGAGAUGAGAGCACUGUGUUGCGACUACAAGCACUGUGAAACCACGCCAGCGCCACUGGUCACAACAAGUGCCACCACCACAGAAGCCCCAGGUAGCACGGUGGGCAAGAGCACGGCUCCAGCAUCCUCCACGGGCUCUACGCCACCUCCUGUUGUCCAUACCACCACCGAAAGCACCACCCUUGUUUCCACAACACCAGGAGUAACCACAGGAAAGCCAACAACCACAGAAACACCAGGCAGCACGGCAGGCAAGAGCACGGCUCCAGCAUCCUCCACGGGCUCUACGCCACCUCCCGUUGUAUUCACCACCACCGAAAGCACCACCCUUGUUCCAACAACUCCAGGAGUUACAACAAGAAAGCCAACCACCACCACCCACUCAACGCCGCUUUCCACCCUCCCUCUCACAACACCAGGCUCAGUCAGCACUGCUGCCGUCUCCACUGGAGUGGUCCCCACUGUGACAGCCACAACACUCCAGUCCACUCCUGUUUCCAAGCCUUCCUCAACAAUACCCACCACCGGGACCACUGCACAAACCCCUCCAGGCCUGCUGACCACAACAACCACCCUGGCUCCCCUUGUUACCACUACGCCAGGAAGCACCACUACCGGUUGCCAACCCAAAUGCCAGUGGACCUCUUGGUUCAGUUUUCACACUCCAAGCUCCGACCCUGGGGAUGGCGAUCGCGAGGACAUUAAGAGCAUCCAGGCAUCGGGCGGUACCAUCUGCGAGCACCCUCAAGAGGUGGAGUGCAGAGGAGUGGACUACCCAGAGCUCAGCGCAUCUGAACUUGGACAGAACAUGAUCUGCGAUAUCAACACUGGACUCCUUUGUGAGAAUGCCAAACAGACAGGGAAGUACAAGAUCUGUUACGACUAUGAGAUGAGAGCACUGUGUUGCGACUACAAGCACUGUGAAACCACGCCAGCGCCACUGGUCACAACAAGUGCCACCACCACAGAAGCCCCAGGUAGCACGGUGGGCAAGAGCACGGCUCCAGCAUCCUCCACGGGCUCUACGCCACCUCCUGUUGUCCAUACCACCACCGAAAGCACCACCCUUGUUUCCACAACACCAGGAGUAACCACAGGAAAGCCAACAACCACAGAAACACCAGGCAGCACGGCAGGCAAGAGCACGGCUCCAGCAUCCUCCCACGGGCUCUACGCCACCUCCCGUUGUAUUCACCACCACCGAAAGCACCACCCUUGUUCCAACAACUCCAGGAGUUACAACAAGAAAGCCAACCACCACCACCCACUCAACGCCGCUUUCCACCCUCCCACUCCACAACACCAGGCUCAGUCAGCACUGCUGCCGUCUCCACUGGAGUGGUCCCCACUGUGACAGCCACAACACUCCAGUCCACUCCUGUUUCCAAGCCUUCCUCAACAAUACCCACCACUGGGACCACUGCACAAACCCCUCCAGGCCUGCUGACCACAACAACCACCCUGGCUCCCCUUGUUACCACUACGCCAGGAAGCACCACUACCGGUUGCCAACCCAAAUGCCAGUGGACCUCUUGGUUCAGUUUUCACACUCCAAGCUCCGACCCUGGGGAUGGCGAUCGCGAGGACAUUAAGAGCAUCCAGGCAUCGGGCGGUACCAUCUGCGAGCACCCUCAAGAGGUGGAGUGCAGAGGAGUGGACUACCCAGAGCUCAGCGCAUCUGAACUUGGACAGAACAUGAUCUGCGAUAUCAACACUGGACUCCUUUGUGAGAAUGCCAAACAGACAGGGAAGUACAAGAUCUGUUACGACUAUGAGAUGAGAGCACUGUGUUGCGACUACAAGCACUGUGAAACCACGCCAGCGCCACUGGUCACAACAAGUGCCACCACCACAGAAGCCCCAGGUAGCACGGUGGGCAAGAGCACGGCUCCAGCAUCCUCCACGGGCUCUACGCCACCUCCUGUUGUCCAUACCACCACCGAAAGCACCACCCUUGUUUCCACAACACCAGGAGUAACCACAGGAAAGCCAACAACCACAGAAACACCAGGCAGCACGGCAGGCAAGAGCACGGCUCCAGCAUCCUCCACGGGCUCUACGCCACCUCCCGUUGUAUUCACCACCACCGAAAGCACCACCCUUGUUCCAACAACUCCAGGAGUUACAACAAGAAAGCCAACCACCACCACCCACUCAACGCCGCUUUCCACCCUCCCUCUCACAACACCAGGCUCAGUCAGCACUGCUGCCGUCUCCACUGGAGUGGUCCCCACUGUGACAGCCACAACACUCCAGUCCACUCCUGUUUCCAAGCCUUCCUCAACAAUACCCACCACCGGGACCACUGCACAAACCCCUCCAGGCCUGCUGACCACAACAACCACCCUGGCUCCCCUUGUUACCACUACGCCAGGAAGCACCACUACCGGUUGCCAACCCAAAUGCCAGUGGACCUCUUGGUUCAGUUUUCACACUCCAAGCUCCGACCCUGGGGAUGGCGAUCGCGAGGACAUUAAGAGCAUCCAGGCAUCGGGCGGUACCAUCUGCGAGCACCCUCAAGAGGUGGAGUGCAGAGGAGUGGACUACCCAGAGCUCAGCGCAUCUGAACUUGGACAGAACAUGAUCUGCGAUAUCAACACUGGACUCCUUUGUGAGAAUGCCAAACAGACAGGGAAGUACAAGAUCUGUUACGACUAUGAGAUGAGAGCACUGUGUUGCGACUACAAGCACUGUGAAACCACGCCAGCGCCACUGGUCACAACAAGUGCCACCACCACAGAAGCCCCAGGUAGCACGGUGGGCAAGAGCACGGCUCCAGCAUCCUCCACGGGCUCUACGCCACCUCCUGUUGUCCAUACCACCACCGAAAGCACCACCCUUGUUUCCACAACACCAGGAGUAACCACAGGAAAGCCAACAACCACAGAAACACCAGGCAGCACGGCAGGCAAGAGCACGGCUCCAGCAUCCUCCACGGGCUCUACGCCACCUCCCGUUGUAUUCACCACCACCGAAAGCACCACCCUUGUUCCAACAACUCCAGGAGUUACAACAAGAAAGCCAACCACCACCACCCACUCAACGCCGCUUUCCACCCUCCCUCUCACAACACCAGGCUCAGUCAGCACUGCUGCCGUCUCCACUGGAGUGGUCCCCACUGUGACAGCCACAACACUCCAGUCCACUCCUGUUUCCAAGCCUUCCUCAACAAUACCCACCACUGGGACCACUGCACAAACCCCUCCAGGCCUGCUGACCACAACAACCACCCUGGCUCCCCUUGUUACCACUACGCCAGGAAGCACCACUACCGGUUGCCAACCCAAAUGCCAGUGGACCUCUUGGUUCAGUUUUCACACUCCAAGCUCCGACCCUGGGGAUGGCGAUCGCGAGGACAUUAAGAGCAUCCAGGCAUCGGGCGGUACCAUCUGCGAGCACCCUCAAGAGGUGGAGUGCAGAGGAGUGGACUACCCAGAGCUCAGCGCAUCUGAACUUGGACAGAACAUGAUCUGCGAUAUCAACACUGGACUCCUUUGUGAGAAUGCCAAACAGACAGGGAAGUACAAGAUCUGUUACGACUAUGAGAUGAGAGCACUGUGUUGCGACUACAAGCACUGUGAAACCACGCCAGCGCCACUGGUCACAACAAGUGCCACCACCACAGAAGCCCCAGGUAGCACGGUGGGCAAGAGCACGGCUCCAGCAUCCUCCACGGGCUCUACGCCACCUCCUGUUGUCCAUACCACCACCGAAAGCACCACCCUUGUUUCCACAACACCAGGAGUAACCACAGGAAAGCCAACAACCACAGAAACACCAGGCAGCACGGCAGGCAAGAGCACGGCUCCAGCAUCCUCCACGGGCUCUACGCCACCUCCCGUUGUAUUCACCACCACCGAAAGCACCACCCUUGUUCCAACAACUCCAGGAGUUACAACAAGAAAGCCAACCACCACCACCCACUCAACGCCGCUUUCCACCCUCCCUCUCACAACACCAGGCUCAGUCAGCACUGCUGCCGUCUCCACUGGAGUGGUCCCCACUGUGACAGCCACAACACUCCAGUCCACUCCUGUUUCCAAGCCUUCCUCAACAAUACCCACCACCGGGACCACUGCACAAACCCCUCCAGGCCUGCUGACCACAACAACCACCCUGGCUCCCCUUGUUACCACUACGCCAGGAAGCACCACUACCGGUUGCCAACCCAAAUGCCAGUGGACCUCUUGGUUCAGUUUUCACACUCCAAGCUCCGACCCUGGGGAUGGCGAUCGCGAGGACAUUAAGAGCAUCCAGGCAUCGGGCGGUACCAUCUGCGAGCACCCUCAAGAGGUGGAGUGCAGAGGAGUGGACUACCCAGAGCUCAGCGCAUCUGAACUUGGACAGAACAUGAUCUGCGAUAUCAACACUGGACUCCUUUGUGAGAAUGCCAAACAGACAGGGAAGUACAAGAUCUGUUACGACUAUGAGAUGAGAGCACUGUGUUGCGACUACAAGCACUGUGAAACCACGCCAGCGCCACUGGUCACAACAAGUGCCACCACCACAGAAGCCCCAGGUAGCACGGUGGGCAAGAGCACGGCUCCAGCAUCCUCCACGGGCUCUACGCCACCUCCUGUUGUCCAUACCACCACCGAAAGCACCACCCUUGUUUCCACAACACCAGGAGUAACCACAGGAAAGCCAACAACCACAGAAACACCAGGCAGCACGGCAGGCAAGAGCACGGCUCCAGCAUCCUCCACGGGCUCUACGCCACCUCCCGUUGUAUUCACCACCACCGAAAGCACCACCCUUGUUCCAACAACUCCAGGAGUUACAACAAGAAAGCCAACCACCACCACCCACUCAACGCCGCUUUCCACCCUCCCUCUCACAACACCAGGCUCAGUCAGCACUGCUGCCGUCUCCACUGGAGUGGUCCCCACUGUGACAGCCACAACACUCCAGUCCACUCCUGUUUCCAAGCCUUCCUCAACAAUACCCACCACUGGGACCACUGCACAAACCCCUCCAGGCCUGCUGACCACAACAACCACCCUGGCUCCCCUUGUUACCACUACGCCAGGAAGCACCACUACCGGUUGCCAACCCAAAUGCCAGUGGACCUCUUGGUUCAGUUUUCACACUCCAAGCUCCGACCCUGGGGAUGGCGAUCGCGAGGACAUUAAGAGCAUCCAGGCAUCGGGCGGUACCAUCUGCGAGCACCCUCAAGAGGUGGAGUGCAGAGGAGUGGACUACCCAGAGCUCAGCGCAUCUGAACUUGGACAGAACAUGAUCUGCGAUAUCAACACUGGACUCCUUUGUGAGAAUGCCAAACAGACAGGGAAGUACAAGAUCUGUUACGACUAUGAGAUGAGAGCACUGUGUUGCGACUACAAGCACUGUGAAACCACGCCAGCGCCACUGGUCACAACAAGUGCCACCACCACAGAAGCCCCAGGUAGCACGGUGGGCAAGAGCACGGCUCCAGCAUCCUCCACGGGCUCUACGCCACCUCCUGUUGUCCAUACCACCACCGAAAGCACCACCCUUGUUUCCACAACACCAGGAGUAACCACAGGAAAGCCAACAACCACAGAAACACCAGGCAGCACGGCAGGCAAGAGCACGGCUCCAGCAUCCUCCACGGGCUCUACGCCACCUCCCGUUGUAUUCACCACCACCGAAAGCACCACCCUUGUUCCAACAACUCCAGGAGUUACAACAAGAAAGCCAACCACCACCACCCACUCAACGCCGCUUUCCACCCUCCCUCUCACAACACCAGGCUCAGUCAGCACUGCUGCCGUCUCCACUGGAGUGGUCCCCACUGUGACAGCCACAACACUCCAGUCCACUCCUGUUUCCAAGCCUUCCUCAACAAUACCCACCACCGGGACCACUGCACAAACCCCUCCAGGCCUGCUGACCACAACAACCACCCUGGCUCCCCUUGUUACCACUACGCCAGGAAGCACCACUACCGGUUGCCAACCCAAAUGCCAGUGGACCUCUUGGUUCAGUUUUCACACUCCAAGCUCCGACCCUGGGGAUGGCGAUCGCGAGGACAUUAAGAGCAUCCAGGCAUCGGGCGGUACCAUCUGCGAGCACCCUCAAGAGGUGGAGUGCAGAGGAGUGGACUACCCAGAGCUCAGCGCAUCUGAACUUGGACAGAACAUGAUCUGCGAUAUCAACACUGGACUCCUUUGUGAGAAUGCCAAACAGACAGGGAAGUACAAGAUCUGUUACGACUAUGAGAUGAGAGCACUGUGUUGCGACUACAAGCACUGUGAAACCACGCCAGCGCCACUGGUCACAACAAGUGCCACCACCACAGAAGCCCCAGGUAGCACGGUGGGCAAGAGCACGGCUCCAGCAUCCUCCACGGGCUCUACGCCACCUCCUGUUGUCCAUACCACCACCGAAAGCACCACCCUUGUUUCCACAACACCAGGAGUAACCACAGGAAAGCCAACAACCACAGAAACACCAGGCAGCACGGCAGGCAAGAGCACGGCUCCAGCAUCCUCCACGGGCUCUACGCCACCUCCCGUUGUAUUCACCACCACCGAAAGCACCACCCUUGUUCCAACAACUCCAGGAGUUACAACAAGAAAGCCAACCACCACCACCCACUCAACGCCGCUUUCCACCCUCCCUCUCACAACACCAGGCUCAGUCAGCACUGCUGCCGUCUCCACUGGAGUGGUCCCCACUGUGACAGCCACAACACUCCAGUCCACUCCUGUUUCCAAGCCUUCCUCAACAAUACCCACCACCGGGACCACUGCACAAACCCCUCCAGGCCUGCUGACCACAACAACCAUCCUGGCUCCCUUGUUACCACUACGCCAGGAAGCACCACUACCGGUUGCCAACCCAAAUGCCAGUGGACCUCUUGGUUCAGUUUUCACACUCCAAGCUCCGACCCUGGGGAUGGCGAUCGCGAGGACAUUAAGAGCAUCCAGGCAUCGGGCGGUACCAUCUGCGAGCACCCUCAAGAGGUGGAGUGCAGAGGAGUGGACUACCCAGAGCUCAGCGCAUCUGAACUUGGACAGAACAUGAUCUGCGAUAUCAACACUGGACUCCUUUGUGAGAAUGCCAAACAGACAGGGAAGUACAAGAUCUGUUACGACUAUGAGAUGAGAGCACUGUGUUGCGACUACAAGCACUGUGAAACCACGCCAGCGCCACUGGUCACAACAAGUGCCACCACCACAGAAGCCCCAGGUAGCACGGUGGGCAAGAGCACGGCUCCAGCAUCCUCCACGGGCUCUACGCCACCUCCUGUUGUCCAUACCACCACCGAAAGCACCACCCUUGUUUCCACAACACCAGGAGUAACCACAGGAAAGCCAACAACCACAGAAACACCAGGCAGCACGGCAGGCAAGAGCACGGCUCCAGCAUCCUCCACGGGCUCUACGCCACCUCCCGUUGUAUUCACCACCACCGAAAGCACCACCCUUGUUCCAACAACUCCAGGAGUUACAACAAGAAAGCCAACCACCACCACCCACUCAACGCCGCUUUCCACCCUCCCUCUCACAACACCAGGCUCAGUCAGCACUGCUGCCGUCUCCACUGGAGUGGUCCCCACUGUGACAGCCACAACACUCCAGUCCACUCCUGUUUCCAAGCCUUCCUCAACAAUACCCACCACUGGGACCACUGCACAAACCCCUCCAGGCCUGCUGACCACAACAACCACCCUGGCUCCCCUUGUUACCACUACGCCAGGAAGCACCACUACCGGUUGCCAACCCAAAUGCCAGUGGACCUCUUGGUUCAGUUUUCACACUCCAAGCUCCGACCCUGGGGAUGGCGAUCGCGAGGACAUUAAGAGCAUCCAGGCAUCGGGCGGUACCAUCUGCGAGCACCCUCAAGAGGUGGAGUGCAGAGGAGUGGACUACCCAGAGCUCAGCGCAUCUGAACUUGGACAGAACAUGAUCUGCGAUAUCAACACUGGACUCCUUUGUGAGAAUGCCAAACAGACAGGGAAGUACAAGAUCUGUUACGACUAUGAGAUGAGAGCACUGUGUUGCGACUACAAGCACUGUGAAACCACGCCAGCGCCACUGGUCACAACAAGUGCCACCACCACAGAAGCCCCAGGUAGCACGGUGGGCAAGAGCACGGCUCCAGCAUCCUCCACGGGCUCUACGCCACCUCCUGUUGUCCAUACCACCACCGAAAGCACCACCCUUGUUUCCACAACACCAGGAGUAACCACAGGAAAGCCAACAACCACAGAAACACCAGGCAGCACGGCAGGCAAGAGCACGGCUCCAGCAUCCUCCACGGGCUCUACGCCACCUCCCGUUGUAUUCACCACCACCGAAAGCACCACCCUUGUUCCAACAACUCCAGGAGUUACAACAAGAAAGCCAACCACCACCACCCACUCAACGCCGCUUUCCACCCUCCCUCUCACAACACCAGGCUCAGUCAGCACUGCUGCCGUCUCCACUGGAGUGGUCCCCACUGUGACAGCCACAACACUCCAGUCCACUCCUGUUUCCAAGCCUUCCUCAACAAUACCCACCACCGGGACCACUGCACAAACCCCUCCAGGCCUGCUGACCACAACAACCACCCUGGCUCCCCUUGUUACCACUACGCCAGGAAGCACCACUACCGGUUGCCAACCCAAAUGCCAGUGGACCUCUUGGUUCAGUUUUCACACUCCAAGCUCCGACCCUGGGGAUGGCGAUCGCGAGGACAUUAAGAGCAUCCAGGCAUCGGGCGGUACCAUCUGCGAGCACCCUCAAGAGGUGGAGUGCAGAGGAGUGGACUACCCAGAGCUCAGCGCAUCUGAACUUGGACAGAACAUGAUCUGCGAUAUCAACACUGGACUCCUUUGUGAGAAUGCCAAACAGACAGGGAAGUACAAGAUCUGUUACGACUAUGAGAUGAGAGCACUGUGUUGCGACUACAAGCACUGUGAAACCACGCCAGCGCCACUGGUCACAACAAGUGCCACCACCACAGAAGCCCCAGGUAGCACGGUGGGCAAGAGCACGGCUCCAGCAUCCUCCACGGGCUCUACGCCACCUCCUGUUGUCCAUACCACCACCGAAAGCACCACCCUUGUUUCCACAACACCAGGAGUAACCACAGGAAAGCCAACAACCACAGAAACACCAGGCAGCACGGCAGGCAAGAGCACGGCUCCAGCAUCCUCCACGGGCUCUACGCCACCUCCCGUUGUAUUCACCACCACCGAAAGCACCACCCUUGUUCCAACAACUCCAGGAGUUACAACAAGAAAGCCAACCACCACCACCCACUCAACGCCGCUUCCACCCUCCCUCUCACAACACCAGGCUCAGUCAGCACUGCUGCCGUCUCCACUGGAGUGGUCCCCACUGUGACAGCCACAACACUCCAGUCCACUCCUGUUUCCAAGCCUUCCUCAACAAUACCCACCACCGGGACCACUGCACAAACCCCUCCAGGCCUGCUGACCACAACAACCACCCUGGCUCCCCUUGUUACCACUACGCCAGGAAGCACCACUACCGGUUGCCAACCCAAAUGCCAGUGGACCUCUUGGUUCAGUUUUCACACUCCAAGCUCCGACCCUGGGGAUGGCGAUCGCGAGGACAUUAAGAGCAUCCAGGCAUCGGGCGGUACCAUCUGCGAGCACCCUCAAAAGGUGGAGUGCAGAGGAGUGGACUACCCAGAGCUCAGCGCAUCUGAACUUGGACAGAACAUGAUCUGCGAUAUCAACACUGGACUCCUUUGUGAGAAUGCCAAACAGACAGGGAAGUACAAGAUCUGUUACGACUAUGAGAUGAGAGCACUGUGUUGCGACUACAAGCACUGUGAAACCACGCCAGCGCCACUGGUCACAACAAGUGCCACCACCACAGAAGCCCCAGGUAGCACGGUGGGCAAGAGCACGGCUCCAGCAUCCUCCACGGGCUCUACGCCACCUCCUGUUGUCCAUACCACCACCGAAAGCACCACCCUUGUUUCCACAACACCAGGAGUAACCACAGGAAAGCCAACAACCACAGAAACACCAGGCAGCACGGCAGGCAAGAGCACGGCUCCAGCAUCCUCCACGGGCUCUACGCCACCUCCCGUUGUAUUCACCACCACCGAAAGCACCACCCUUGUUCCAACAACUCCAGGAGUUACAACAAGAAAGCCAACCACCACCACCCACUCAACGCCGCUUUCCACCCUCCCUCUCACAACACCAGGCUCAGUCAGCACUGCUGCCGUCUCCACUGGAGUGGUCCCCACUGUGACAGCCACAACACUCCAGUCCACUCCUGUUUCCAAGCCUUCCUCAACAAUACCCACCACUGGGACCACUGCACAAACCCCUCCAGGCCUGCUGACCACAACAACCACCCUGGCUCCCCUUGUUACCACUACGCUAGAAAGUACCUCUACUGUGUGCCUCCCAAAGUGUAACUGGACCGCCUGGUAUGAUUUGCACCGUCCUACCAGCAGUCCAGAUGAUGGCGAUAUAGAGAAUUUUGAGACCAUCCGAAAAGCUGGAGGAAAUAUUUGCAAACAUCCACAAGACAUUGAAUGCAGAGCUGAGAAUCACCCUGAUGUCAGCCUGUAUCUGCUUGGUCAGGAAGUGCAAUGUAACCUCCAUGUUGGACUUUUGUGCGAAAAUUCAAAGCAAACAGACAAGAUGUGUUAUAACUUCCAGGUUAGAUACCAGUGCUGUGAAUACAAGCCCUGCCAUCCUAGCACAACACCACUGAGCACACCUGCUGCUUCUACCACAGAAACACCAGGCAGCACUGCUGGCAAGAGUACAGCUCCAGCAUCCUCCACAGGUUCUACGCCACCUCCCAUUGUAUUCACCACCACCGAAAGCACCACCCUUGUUUCUACAACACCAGGAGUAACCACAGGAAAGCCAACAACCACAGAAACACCAGGCAGCACUGCUGGCAAGAGUACAACUCCAUCAUCCUCCACAGCUUCUACACCACCUCCCAUUGUAGUCACUACCACCCAAGGCACCACCCUUGUUUCCACCACUGCUGGAAUUACAACAGGAAAGCCCAUGACCACCAUCCCUUUCUCAACCCCUGGCUCCGUCAGCACACCUUCCAUCACUUCUGGAGUGGCUUCCACCGUUUCAACCACAUCUCUUCCAUCUACCCAUGUUUCCAAACCUGUGUCGACGAUAUCCACUACUGGGAUUACUGUAGAAACAGCAACUGUCCCUACCAGAGUGCCAUUUUCCACUAAGCCUUUGGUCGUUGUUACAACAGGUAAUUACAGAAUGAAUCUGCAUAUCCUGGUAUGAAAAUCUUGUAAAUAUUUCAACAGUUAAAUUUAUUACAUGUUACUCAAUUACAGGUGUUAUGCCAAAUGUUAGCAAAUUGUUUCAUAUUAAUGGGGGCUUGGUGAUCUUAUUUCAUAUACCACCCUUUUCAAAAAUUGGUAUCCCAAUUAUGAAACCUAGUGUCUGUCAGCUAGCAACUUAUCAAAAAUGUUUGCCUAGAUCUCAGUGUGCAUUUUUCAAAGAAGUUUUCAAUGCUAUUACAAGUAGUAGAUAGCUCUCUGGCUAGAUAUUUGGAAUUUUAUUAACAGCACCUUUGGACUGGAGGGGUGUGUUUCUUGAUACUGGGAGGAAUAUAGCUGGAUUCCCCUGUUUCUUGAUAGUAUGGUAGGUGUAUAAUAAGAACAGCAAGUAAGCAAAGUAUUGAUCUGAUCCAUUAAACUGGUUUUUGUAGUACAAUUAUCAAGUUAAAUUCUCUAGCCCUAAAGAUACAUGUAAGUCCGGUUGAGCUCAGUUGGAAUUCUGAAUUGUUAUGCUUCAGUUGGUGCUUUGGAAGUGUACACUGAAGUCUUAAGUAUCUACAGUGUUUAGCAUCCAUUUCCAGCAGUAUGUCUUCAAGCAGUACGUAACAACUAUUAUACAUUUAUUUCUUUUCUAUUGUGUCUUCAGCAGCAACAAGUACUUCCAUACCUUCUACAACAGGAACUACAACAGUCACUUUGAGCAGAACAACUCCAUGUUUCUGCCGUGUGCCCGGAUUUAGUAAGGGCUUGUUUUCUCCUGGUGAGUUUCUCUUAAUGAAUUUGAAAAGCAGCUGAAACAAUGUUUUCAUUCACAUAUUGCUUUGAUUGUACAUAUGCUCAACAUACGUCCUUCUUUAUACCUACAUCAUGAUUGUGCACCACUCUCCACAGGGGAGUCUACUUUGGUGCUCUGCUGUAUAGUUUGAGGAGGAGUAGAAACCUUUUUACUUACUUUUUACAUUUACAUUUAAAUCAUUUUAUUAAUCCUGCUUUAUCUGGGUUUUUUGUUUGUUUUUUGCAAGUUUGGGGCUGAUAUUUUCAAUGCUUUAUUGAAUUUAUGUAUCUGUGUUUUACUCUACACUGCUUUACAUGUUUUAACAACCUAGGGAACAAAAGUAUUAGCUGAGAUGAAUUCUGUAAUUCUCUCAUGCCAUACAUUCUUUGAACAGUAUUGAACCACAGAGAUGUCAAUAGAUCCAUCUCUCACCUAUCCCCUAUCCCCUUUUACAACUGACUCAUAUUCAUGUACAUCUACUACUAUCUGCCAGCCAUUACUUUUAACUGGUGGCCAACAUGUCCUUUUACUCCCUAGGAUUGUGAGUCACAAGUUAUACUUGUAUAUGAUUUACUGGCUAAGGACCAACUGGGGAAAAGGCCUCGGCUGAACCUCUUGCUGAUCUCCCAUGGUGGUGUGGGGUUGGAGCUUGCCCACUACAAAUUACACAAUCCAAUGCAUGCUUUCUCAGACUUGCUGCUGAGAGUUGCACUGCAUGUCAGUAGACAAAUUCAUCUGAACUUUAUUUGCAUUUUAGAACGUUAUGACAUGUUUUGUUUUAUAAUUUUCGUACAUGGUGCUUUAUGAUAAUUUCCCUCCUUUUUUAAAAUAGGGGACGUAAUAUACAAUAGAACUGACAGUUCCGGAUGCAGUUUUUAUGCAGUUUGCAACAGAAGCUGUGAAAUUGAGGUGUUCCAGGGACCAUGUCCUUCAACAACUCCUUCCCACCCAUCAACACCAUCAGUUACAACUGCAGGAACCCAGCCUUCUCCGUCACCCACUACUGUUGUUCCAUCAACCAGAGUAUACACUACUGCAGCUGUAUCAACCCCCACAACUCCUGUAACAGGUUGCCCUGAUAUUGAUCCACCAAGAAAGGUAAUUAGCAUUGUUUUCAUACAUACAUUGGGGAUAGCUUUUGCUAGCUGAUGAGAGGCUGUAGCCCUAAACAUCAAAAGGGCUUCAUGUUGGGGAAAGCUGUUGGCUACCAAAUGCCUCUCUCACUCCAUUUUCACCCCUCUUAAAAACCAUCAAAUGAAUCCUCUCUUGGUGAACGAGGUGUCUAUGCUGAAAAGAAAAUCCUGACUACCCCAGGGACUUUUGCCCACAAUUCAUGCUGUAUGAGCACCACUGUUUUGGGAGGUAUGAGGAGCUGUCAUGUCAACAUGCACUUCGUCACAAUCAACUCUCUUGUUAUAGAUCUUAUUUGUGCUAUUGAUCUCACUGAAAAUGGAUGGGGAUCUUGAUGUUCCUAGAUUCAAAGUCUCAUUAUCCCUGAUCACUGGUGGUUGGAACUGGUGGGAACUGGAAUCCAACAACUUUGGGUAGGCUACAGGUUGCCUACCCCUGCCACAGAGUCAUAUAUGGAGAAAUCUCAAGUCCAUUCCAAAUGUUCUUGUUUGCCUCACUUUUCUAAAACAUAGCAAGCUGGCUUAUACCAAGGCAGACUAUGGGUCUAUCUAUCUCACUCUUGUCCUUGUUGACUGCUAAUGACUCCUCAGGGUUUCAUAUAGGAGUCUUCCCUGGGGCUAUCUGGAGUUGCUAAGGAUUAAACAUGGGACCUUUUGCAUGCACACCAUGUGCUCUACCAUUGAGAAACAGCCUCUCCCCCUAACACCCCAUUUUGCCUCCAGAUGGGUUUUCCUCUUCCAGUAGGACAAGAACCCUUGGUAGUGGAGAUGGUGUCUUUCUAAGAGUAUGACACUUGUAGAAUAUUUUUUCUCUGGUUUCCCUCUAGACCAAUGAAACUUGGAUGUUUAACAACUGCACUGUGGCAACUUGUGAAGGAAACAACAAAAUAGUUCUGAAGCCGCAACCACCUGUAGAGAAGACAGUAUGUGUGAGUGGACUCCCACCGAUAAAAAUAGUAGAUAAGGAUGGCUGUGUUGAACGCUAUGAAUGUGAAUGUAAGUAUAACUGAGCAUUCAGAAAAAGUACAUAUAUCUUUAUGAUAUGGAAUGAGAGAUUAAGAUAUUUAACUUACAGGACUGUAUCAUACAAAGCUCAGGGGGUGUAAUGUCAUGCAGUUGCAAUUCCAUUUAUUGAGGGAGGUGAGACUUUUGAGGGUCUUUCAGGGAAGGCUAUGGAUUUGCAGAAGCCUAAACCUCUUGUUUCUCUAGCAUACUCCUAAAAAAGUCAAUGGGUGGCUUUUCAUAUUUCAAUGGAAAGGAGUAAGGGAGAAAAUGCUGUGGUUCAACCAAUACCUGCCCUGGCUGUCACUAGUCAUCAGGACUCUGGCUAUGGCAGUUGUUUCACCACAAAAUCUGCACCAUCAACAUUGCUCUCCUAGAAUUCUCUUAUUAUUCCCACUUUCUAAUUGGUGUACCAAAGUAGGACCUAGCCCAUCAAAGUUAAUACAAGCAACAGCAUAAUAACCAAUGAUUUCACAGUGUAUAUUUACUUUGGUUACUCUGGUUUGCUCAAGACUACACUCCAGGUGAACCUUAUUUGAUCUUUUGAUUUCUGUUACAGGUAUUUGCACUGGUUGGGAUGCUAACUAUCUGACAUUUGAUGGCACUUAUUACACUUUCUAUGACAACUGCACUUACAUCUUGGUGAAAGAGAUUGUGAAUAUACAUGGAAACCUCAGUGUUUUGCUUGACAAUUAUUUCUGUGAUGUCACUAACAAUCAGCCCUGUUCCAGAGCCAUCAUUGUAAAUUACAACUCAAUGGAAGUUGUGCUAAGCAGCGAAGUGCAUGAAGGAGUGAGAAUUAACAAGGUACUGUGUGCCACAGAUUUCUCAAACUGUGUCAGCUUCCUACAAUAAUUAUUUUUUACCAAAACAAAAAUGUCAAAAUGACAUUUAUAAACCAGCUAAUGGGUUGUAAAAUUUACAUAACAAUCAUGGCAAAGUGCCUGUUUGAGGAAUGCUACUUAAUCCCAUGAUGUAGAUUAUGUUUAGGAUUGAGAUGCUAUUCCUCAAACUGUGCAUCUCUAUAAUGACUACUCAGAAGAAAGCCCCCACUGAGUUUAAUGCACUUUACUUCCAGUUAAUGGUUAUAGAAUCAAUGACAUACGCGCACACACACAUAUAUAUAUAUAUACAUGUGUGUGUGUGUAUGUUUUCAGUUAAAAACUAUGGCUUACUGUUUUAAAUUAAAUACAACAACACAGUAAAAUAAUCAUUGCAGUAUUAAAAGUAGUAUAAAAACAGGCAGCUAGGAAAUAUCAGCAUGGCCAGGACUGAUUGCCCUCAAGUGCUCUGGAAGACUCUGAAUCCUCCAGAUUUAUAUUCUUUUGCCUCUUUUGUGCUGCUGUUUCAGAUUUUUUUCAACCAUGAGCCGGUCAAUGGAGAUUUCACCAAAUAUGGUAUUUCUGUCACCAGUACUGGAACUGUCAUGAGCGUCGAAAUCCCUGCACUCCAAGCUUUUAUAUCUUUCAACGGGCUCACUUUCUCAGUAAAACUCCCCUUUGACCUAUUUCAGCAUAACACAGAGGGGCAAUGUGGUAAGUAAAGGGAUCAAAACAUCCCCAACCAUUCAAAUCCUUGUUCACAAUGUUAUUCCUUCAAAACAAAUUUCUUUACAUAGGCUGAUGUGGAGCAUUAGAAAAGCAAUAAAGAAAAAUUAACCAUUGGGGGGAGGGGCCACAGCUCCAUGGCCGAACACAUGUGUGUGGUGUUAGACCAUCCCAGGUCCAGUUCCUGGUAUCUACAUCUGAAAGUUCUUGGGAUGAAGAAAGAACUGCUGCCCAUCAGAGUAGACCUAAUUGGGCUUGGUGGACCUAUGGUUUGACCAGGCUUCCUCAACCUCGGCCCUCCAGAUGUUUUUGGCCUACAACUCCCAUGAUCCCUAGCUAGCAGGACCAGUGGUCAGGGGUGAUGGGAAUUGCAGUCUCAAAACAUCUGGAGAGCUGAGGUUGAGGAAGCCUGGGUUUGACUAAUAUAUCCAUACUGAAGAGUAGGAAACAGAAUAUGCAUAUAAGGUACACUUUAUGAUAGCAACAAUGGCUUUUUCUUUUCUUUUUCUUUUUUUAAAUAAUUUUUAUUAAAGUUUUAAACAACAAAGAAAAAAAGAAAAGCAUACACAAUACAUAUGACAAAAACACACACCAAAAACAAAACAAAAUUCAACAAUAAAGAAACAAGAAACAAACAGUUAAAAACAAUAUCUCUUUUCCAUAUCCGUUUUUUAGUUACUUAUUUUCUGGACUUCCUCAUACCUCCCUCUUUUGUAUUCCAAUCCAAAUUAUUUGUCCAGCAAUUUCUUUUCCAUUUUUUUAAUCCCAAUCUUUAGCUUUAAUAAGAUAUUAAAAUAUAUAACUUCAACUUCUUUAAACCUGAUCUUUAGUCUUAGUAUCAUAUAACGUUAAAAUUUUCCCUCUUAAUAUCAAAUUUCCAUUUCUUUAAACAUCUUUAAUCCUAAUCUUUAAUCUUAGUCUAUCAUUAGCUUUAACCUGUACAGCUGGAAACCGCUUAUUUUCAGUCCAACAUCACUCUAACAUUCCUUAAUUUUGCAAUAUUUCUGAAGAUAGUCUUUAAAUUUCUUCCAAUCUUCUUCCAUCGACUCUUCUCCCUGGUCACGGAUUCUACCAGUCAUUUCCGCCAAUUCCAUAUAGUCCAUAUGUUUCAUCUGCCAUUCCUCCAGCGUGGGAAGUUCUUGUGUCUUCCAAUACUUUGCGAUGAGUAUUCUUGCUGCUGUUGUUGCAUACAUAAAGAAAGUUCUAUCCUUUUUUAACACCAUUUGGCCGACUAUGCCCAGGAGGAAGGCCUCUGGUUUCUUAGGGAAGCAACAAUGGCUUUUUCAAUUAGGAAGUCCGCUUCGUUAUUUCAAUGUCAUUCAGAGUGACACUAAUGUAUACUGCAUAUUCAGCACACUUACGAUGCGACCCUUUCUCCCUCGUAGGGGUAUGUUCAAAUGACAAGACAGAUGACUGCCGCCUCCCCAACGGCCAUGAAGCUUCCUCUUGCUCAGAAAUGGCCAGCUACUGGAAGACCUACGAUAAAAACAAGCCCCAUUGCUAUGGAGUGCCAACAACAUCACCUCCGACAACAACACCGCAUGAGCCAAGAACGACAACACCAGCACCAACACCCUGCACCACUCCAUCUCCUCUGUGUGAGCUGAUUGUGAGCGAGUAAGUUCAACACAGCCUUUACAAAUGCUUCAGCUGUUAGAUCCUGCAGAGCAAGCUAUCGCUUUGACAACUUUAUUUUUUUAAAAAACCCACUUCUGAUGAACACAUAGGAACAUAAAAUCAUCACCAAGACAUUGUGCACAUGACCUCAUCUGUCCAGCUUGUGGGCAGGACAUAAGCCACUGGUUGACCACAGGACUAGAAAGAUAAAGCUUUGGUCUGCUCCAGCAGAGCUUUUCACCUUAUAUUCUUAUGUUUUUAUCUACUGCUAGGACAUCAGGAAUGUUUUCUAGGGAUAGAUAACACCCUUUUCCUUUAUUGUUCUUAUAUUUCACAUAUGAUAAUAAUAAUAAUAAUAAUAAUAAUAAUAAUAAUAAUAAUAAAUUUUAUUUGUACCCCGCCCUCCCCAGCCGGAGCCAGGCUCAGGGUGGCUAACAUCAUAAAACUAACACAGUAUACAAAGAACAUAAGAUCCAUCCAACAAUAAGCAUGGCAUUGUUUUAGUAUAUUCAAGGCAUCUCGGCUACCUUAUAUACCAUAAAGAGCUGUAACAUUGCAACACUGUAGGAUUUUUACUUCCAUAGUAAUACAAAGCUGAUCUUUCUAGAAUUGAUAUCAUUGUGAAAUGUACUGUACAUAUUUGCUAAGAAUAUUAUCCUUUCAGUCGCAGUUUCAUACUGAAAAUGGGGUGGCAAGGGGACAUUGCAAUAUUUAUGAGCCAUAGUUCAACCAUGUAUUCUUUUGUAUUUGAAGUGUCUUUGAAGAAUGCCAUAAGGUUCUGCCUCCCAGAAUAUACUAUGAAGACUGCCUCCUUGAAGCCUGUCAGUCUUCCAAUGAUUCUGUGCCUUGCUACAAUUUGGAGAUAUAUGCUUCCCUCUGCAUAGCUAAAGGGGUUUGUACUGACUGGAGGAACAUGACGCUAGGAAAAUGCCGUAAGUGGAAGACAACGUAUUUUCGCUUAUCCUAAAGUGAGCAGCAAUUUAUCGUAGAGCAAUAAUAGCUGAGUGAACCAAUCAAUCAACCAUUCAAAACGGUGUCAGCAGAUGAAUAGUAAUCAAUGCAAACUGAACAAUAGCAUGUUCUAACUUCAGUUGCAUGUUUGUUUCCCUCAGUCUUUGUCUUUUUUUCACAAGAAUUAAGAUUUCAGCUUCUGCACUUCAUAGUGGAUUGAAUCCAGAAGGGAAGGGAAGUUGACUUUUGCUAAUUGCUCCAUCUCCCUGAAGCCCAUUGCAACCUCUGAAACUGCUCCAGAGGGUUGGAGGAUCCUCCAGAUCAACAUGGGAGGUGGCACUGCAAGAGGAUGGGGGAAAUUGGCAAACGUUGCCUCCCUCUCUUUCCACCAACAGGUUUUCUCCACUGGAUUAGAAUCCAUCUGUGGAUGUCUGUAUUGAAUCCAUGUUCUCAGCUAUGGAUAUUUCCAUUUGUCGGUCAGGAUUGAGCAUGCACUGGGGCUUACAACAGUCCUCUGGGUGUGGGUGUGCCUUGCCUUGGCAAACGCCACUCCUUCAUUCAAUCUGAUGCCAACCAUAGAUGCUUUAUGUGAUUUUUUAAAAAGCUAAUGGGAAAAACAUAAUAUGACAACAUGUAAUACAUAGUUCUGCCUCAUGUUGGAGUCAUUCUGCUUUUUAAUGACACAUUUUAUUCUCUUAUAUACAGCAUACCACUGCCCCAAAGACAAGGUGUACAAUGCAUGUGGCCCCAUUCACCCUGUCACCUGUGAUGAUGGGUAUGUAUUAACUAAAUAAUUAGCUCUCUGAAUGCUAAUGGCUGCACUUUUGUAUCUUUGAAUAAGAGACAAAUAUGAAAUAUGUAUAUGACUUGCUAGAAAAUGGUGAAUGUAUAAAGGUCAUAUCAAGAUCUUUAUAUGAAGAUCUUUAAUUAGUUAGUAUCGUCCCAAGUAUGGCAGCAGUGGAUAGUUGAUGUGUUAAUUAUUAGGGGAAUGUUGCAUUAAUUAAUAGGAUUUGUUUUAAAAAAUGCAUUCUUAUCUAUUUAUAUGGUCAUUAAUUCCAUGUCAAUUCCUCCCCAAAUAAUUAUGAUUGCCAGCUUCAGGUUUUUAACCCUGGUUAAACUGCAUUCUUUGCUGGUAGAUACUUUAAACCUGCCAGAGCCUGAGCAGUUCCCACCACAGAAGUCCCUGCCUUGGUCUUUCAACUCUACUCAUUUUACAAGGAUGUUUUCAAGAUCCAGUCAGUCCUCCAGGGCACCAUAAACCUUUUCAGGUUCUCCAGGCCAUAUCCCUAUGGCUAAUCCAGGGCAUGAUAAUUCUAAUGUUUGGUGCUAAACACGUCUACCCUGGAAUCACAUACUUGCUUGUACUCUGCACAAAUUAAUGAGGCAAGAGUACAAAUACUGUAUAGGCCACAUAAAUGGAUUAGCAUGCUUACCUGAUACCAUAAAUCAUGGUAAUGUUGAAUAGUUAUUCUAGCUUUAACUCUCUCUAUUCAGCUUGGUUACCUUAAGUCAAGGGUGUUAAAAGGUGGGGUCCGUCCCAAAUUAAGUAAAGCAGAGCAGGUGAAAAGAGUUUAAAGCAAGGAUAACUGUUCCGUAUAACCUUGUUCUUAGCUCAAAAAAGGGAUUCGGUUUCAACCCUGAUCCCAUGCAUAGUGCAAUUGGAUAGCAUUGUACAGUGGUACCUCGGGUUAAGUACUUAAUUCGUUCCGGAGGUCCGUUCUUAACCUGAAACCGUUCUUAACCUGAAGCACCACUUUAGCUAAUGGGGCCUCCUGCUGCUGCCGCGCUGCCGGAGCACGAUUUCUGUUCUUAUCCUUAACCCGAGUUACUAUUUCUGGGUUAGCGGAGUCUGUAACCUGAAGCGUAUGUAACCCGAAGUACCACUGUAAAUAGAUUAAGAAAGAUCCUUUCAAAGAUUUCUUCCUUCUAGUGUAGUGUUUGCAGCUUGAGCACAGUGGCCUGGCAGACUAGCUUUCACUGGUUUAAAUUGGGGGUGGAGAAGUGACAGCCCAUAGGCCAGAUUCAGCCUACAGCACUUUUGACCUGAGUGGUUCAGUGUGCGCUGUUAAUCUGCAACCAUACGCACACUUACUUGAGAGUAAGUGCCAUUGACCUGAAAAACUUAUUUCUGAGUAGACAUGCAAAUUAUUGUGCUGACCGGAUUCCCAACACACAAUUCUUACUCUUAACAUAAACUGUUGCAAUUAACCUGUUGUCUCUUAUUAUGCCAUCUAUAGUGAAUGGCUCCAGUAUUUAUUUACUUCUUAGGAAAGCGCCAAUUUUCUUUUGCAUUUAAAUACUGUAAUCCCUUAGAAAAAUAGUGUUUUUACGAAGGUGAGCAUUGAAGCUAUUAAACUGUUUGAUUACAGAACUGGAAAAAAUAUUAUCUGCUCUUCUUUUCCUUGCAGACCAACCAAAGAUACAAGUGAGCAUGUUGCUGAAGGAUGCUUCUGCCCAGAGGACAAAAUCCUCUUCAAUACAUACACAGAUAUCUGUGUCAAAACAUGUGGUAAGUUUCUCUAUUCCUGAUUGGCUAAUUAUGUCAAUUUAAACCAAAAGCAGAUGCAUAAUUAAAGGUAUUGGAGUUCAUCAGCAAAUGAUUGGCCCUUUACGGGCCAAAUUACCAGGAAGGUCAACUCAAUUCUAUGUUAAACAUUUGCUGGGAGAUAAAAUCCCACAAGUUUUAAAGACAGCAGUCAAAUUUCUGUUGGUGGCUGUGACAAUAAGAAGUCAGUUAACCACCCAAAGCUGGAAGGAUUAUUUCCAGGGGCUUACCUGAAGCUAUUUGCUAUUUUGUCUAUUUGCUAGUUUCUAUUUUCUAAGCUGCUGUUACUAUGCUAUGCUUGUCCUGUAUGUUUUAUUUCUGGUCUGUUGCCCCUAAUAAACAGCUUAUGAAGCUCAUUAGAGGUGGUAUGUGGAAGGGCAACCCUCUACUUAUCUGCUCAGAGGUGUGUGCAUGUGUAUAAUUAGGGCCUAAAUAACACAAGGGUAACUUUAGCUUUUUCUAACAUUUGCAUGUCUUUCUGUAAUUUCAAAUUAUGUCUGUAAACUCAAAAUGAGCAGCUGACCUGCAGGGGGCAUGCCACAAGUGGUGAAGAAUAGCAGGAUGCUAUGGCAUCCUCAGCAUCCAUUUCCUUCUGUGGUUACACAUAAAUGCUCCGUUCCAUGUGAUGAAAUUAAGUUUUACUACUAUGUGGUUAAUACAGUAUUGUUAUGCCUGUAUUUUUAUUAUACUGCAUGGAGGUAUGUUUUUAAAGAACAACCCAGGAAGAAUCCUGUAAAAAUUCAGCAUGUGGUGAAAUUCUCUGUAUAAACUGGUUACUUAGCUGGAAAAAGCUGCAUAAUAAUGGCUACAGGAAACUUGUGUUAAAGUUAAGGCAGUUUACAUGUUUAUGGAAUAUAAGGGAUCUGUAUGAAUUCUUAUGCCUUUAUUUAUUUCCAGGCUGCGUGGGACCAGACGGAUUGCCCAAACCAGUGAGUAUUUCACUUGGAAAGAUUAUGCCUAGACCGUUGCCUAUACACAGGCAACAUAGAGAAUCAUCCAGAACUGACAAGGGACUAAUAAUUGGACCCACUAUGACUGCAAUACCCUGCACCCGUGCACAUACAUUCACAAGGCGGCAAACUGUUAUUAUUAGUGCUAAACUUCUGCUUUACCAGACAAGGGCAUCAUUUUAUAUUGUAGUAGGAGUCGGAGAUCAUUUCAGAUUUUAGGAGGGAGGGUAAAGUCAUGUGGGGAGGGAGAGAAUUCACAAUAUUUUAUUUAAUUUAGUUUCUUGUUAUUGUUAUACACCGUGUGUGUGUGUGUGUGUGUGUGUGUGUGUGUGUGUGUUGGAGAAUAACCAAAAGAAAGCAAUAGAAGUCAUUGAAACUUUUCUUUGUAGCAAAAAGAUUUGUAGUUUUGGUAUGCAUAACUGGCAUGUACCAGUAGAUCCAGAUAAUUAUUAUCAACAUGCAGAAAUAGUGAGCUGGUCAGAAACAUAGAAGUGCUUCUGAAGGAGAAGCAGACAUAGUCUGAAAUACCAGCCUCUCCUGGGCUCUAUAGCUGUCAGAUGGAUUCUCCAGCACACUUUCCAGCCCCCUUUGGAUUGAGAGGUACACCAGUUGUCCCCUGAAGCCUUUGAAACAUCAGAUUAGACACACUAAUAUUAAUGGGCCAAACUUAGUCAUGUCCAUCAAUUUCAAUGGGUCCAUUCUGAGUAGGACUAACAUCUAAUGCAACACUUUGUGAUCUCAAAGAAAGACUUUGCAUGGAAGUGAUGGAAAUUAAAAUAGCAGCUGGUAGAGGUUGUGGUCUCCAUCGUAAGUACUUUGCUUGGGUUUCAGAAGAAGACCAACAAGACUUUCAGAGGACUCAGAAGGCCAUGCCUAAGGCACAUAUAGAACCAAUGCUAUAUAUGUGCAUCUCCCUGAAACAGCCUAGAAGGAAAUUUAACCUGGUUCAGCAUAACUUUCUGUAUCUUACAAUUUAAGGAAGUCUUUUUAUAGCCAUUUGUGGGGUGGUGGAAACAAUCCUUAAGAAGCACCUUCAAGUUGUAUUGUAUGGCUCUGGUCCAAAGCUUAUUGCACAGUUACCUAAGUUUGAUAUUACAGGAAACUUAAGAUCAACUAGUUGCCCCUUCUAAAGAAAGCUUAAGGUCUAAUAAUUGACAAGUAAGCAAAUGAUGAUAGGUUUCAUUGCUGCCAUACAGUGUUAACUGGUUUGCUUUCUUUUUCAUAUAGCCUGGCUCCUCAUGGAAGAGCAACUGUCAAGAGUGUAUUUGUGACCCAUUGACUGAGAGCGUCCAGUGCAAGCCACAGACCUGUGUGUCAUCGGAACCACCCAAAUGUGAGAAAGAAGGGUUUGUGCCUGUCCCUGUGCUGACACCAAAAGACCCGUGCUGUCCAGAACUUCAAUGCAGUACGUAUUUGCAUGUAUUAUUUAUUGAUAGCCAAUGCCAAUCAAUCCAAUUCUGCCCUCUGUUGAUGAAACAAUUUGUGCUAUUAUUGUUACUGUUGCUUUGGUUGAGGGGGAAACACAGACAUCCAGACAGCAUUACAUGUUGGCAGGUAAUAUCAGUUGCACAAUUCUAUCCCAACUUAAUUAUCUCUAUAGUAAUUAACCACACAGAGCAAUCUGUAAAAAAUACAAAAAACAACAACAAUUUUCUCUUGUCAUAUGGGGACUGACAGGCAGAUAAAGAGUUAAAUCUCUGGGUUUGGAUGCUUUGCUUUGCUCACCAUAUAGUCAAAAGAGCUUUACUACAAUUAACCUGCAAUCCUACAUACAUUAACUUGGCAGUAUGUCCUUCAACCUUAGUAGGAAUUUUUGACAGAAAUCUGCUUAGGACUGGAGGACUUGCCAGAAACAGAAGAUUUGCUAGUCUCCUUUCCCUCCUUUACAAUAUGAUCUGAAGGCAAGCUAAGUCAAUUCUGAAAUGUAUUUAUUUAUUUAAUGCAUUUUUAGUCCACCUGUUAGCAAGAAAAAGGCUUGCAGCAAAACGUACAAUGAUCAGUAAUAAGACAGUCCCUGCCCUAGGUCUUGACAUAUAACAGACCUGGCAUGAGAGGGAAAGGAAGCGGUGGGCGGGGGGGGGGGGGGAGAGGCAUACUCAUACCUUGGAUCUUACUGUUCUUUUUAGCCUGGAGGGGUGAAACAAGCUUAUUGUGGAUGGUGGAUGGGUGGGGAUUGGCUAGGUCUCCCACUUGCCACGAUGGCCAGCUUGGGAGGCAAGGGGAGUAAACUGCUAGCAGCUUUUAAUGCCCUGGAGUAUGCUGUCCUUCAGCUCUACAAUACUAGCGUGUGACGUGUUGGGCGGUGAGUGGGUAUGUAUGUGUCAAACCUCCUUCAGCUGUUUUUUCUCUGGCUGAUGGAGGGAGCCAUGCUGGUCUUCCUCGUGCAUACCUACCCCACCCCAGUACACUCUCACCCACCAGUCAUGAUACUGAAUAGGAUUAUUGUCCUUGCACCACAGGAAUAUUUGCUGGUCUAAACAUUUAAGGCUGGGGUGCUAGACUUGCUUCUUCAGCUCUGUUAUGUUUUCUGAUUAUUCCACAGAAUGCAAUACUACUACCUGCUCCAACGAAAAGAAACCUUGUGAACUUGGAUACGAGGCAACCCCAGUCCUGCUUGACGGAGACUGCUGUGUCAGCUUUCCCUGUAGUAAGUGCUAGCAUUCUGACAUGUAGAGAGAGAAAGUAGAUGAGAGAGAUUAAAACAUCAAGUUAGGCUGAACCCAGACAUAAUUUACAUACAGUGGAAGCAUUCCACACUCCCCUCCUUAAAACAAACAAACAAAAAUGUUGCCAUUAAAAUAUUUUAGAAACUGAAGACACAUUCUGGAGUGCAGCGUCAAACAGUAUGAACUACACUUCAAAGCCACCUUGGACUAGUGUCAGACUGAAAGCUGGAGAAACUCAUCUUCAAAAUUCCACUAGGCCGCAAAGCUCAUUGAGUAACUUCGGGCCAGUCACUGUGUACACAAAAUACCUUUAAAGCACAUUAUUUCCUCCAAAAGAAUUCUGGCCACUGUAGUUUACCCCUCGCAGUUAAAAUUUCUGGCAACCUUUAACAAACCACAGUGCCUAACAUUCCCUGAGGGAAAGAACAUGUUUCAAAUGUGCUUUACAGUUUUAUCUCUCACCUGAAUCCAUUUCACAGGAUUGUUGUGAUGGUAAAAGUGUGUGUGUGUGUGUGUGUGUGUGUGUGUGUGUGUGUGUGGUGGGAGGGACUAUAUACAUUGCCUUAAGCAAUAAAUAAAUACACACGCAAAGUGUUCAUGUAUCUCCUUUCACUUUUGCACAGAAAGGAUUAUAUCCAACAGUCAAGCGAGCAAUGACGUAUCACCUUACUCUCUUCUCCCCGCCCCUCCCCCAAUCUUUUUCAAAGAGUUUCCCUGUCAGAUAAGUUACCAUAUUUAAAGCUGGAGUCAGCAAAAGGUGGAUGUAGAUCUCUGGUUGAUCUGCACUAGAUCAGCAAGGAUAUCUGCCUCCCAGCUGUGAAACAAUAGCAACAUCAAAUUGAUCCCCCACCCACUUAAUUUAGGCAGGUGAAAUGAAGAAAGCCUAGGGGGAUGAGGAUCCAGGAAUGGACCUUAUAAACAUAAUUUCCCCACCACAUUUUAAAGUAAUUGUCUGUUUCUGUUUUCAGUACCAAUCCCAGAUGUCUGUCUUGUCAAUGGAACACUUUACAGGGUAAGAAUGCGAGUUUUAUGUCUACAUAUACUAUGUACACAGAUUAAAAUCCUUCUUUUCUAUUGUUCCCUUUUCAGUCGUAGGCAGAGACUGUAGCAACAGCAGUAGCAGCAGCCGGACUUUGAAAUUAAUUUCAAGGGGUACCUGUUAAGUCAAAGCAAUGCUGUUUGAGCAUGCUUUUUUUUAUAUACUGAUUUUCAGACAUAUUUAUUAUACCUUUCAACUGUGCAGGUUCUCAAGAGUAGCUAAAAACAACCAAAAAGGAACGUGAAAUGGCAGAACCGCCAAACAAUAAGAACAGAUGUUAAAACCACAUAAUAUAAAACACCAUAAGGUUCUGAGGAGAUAAAAGGUUAUUUUGGCUUUGUACCAAAAAGACAUUGAAGUCAGUGCUAGGUGAGCUUUCCUGAGGAGGGUGUUCCAGAGGAGGGAAAUGGCAAUGGCACCCACCUGAGAGGUGCUAGAACAGAGUUCCGGCAAGUUCCGGCUGAAAAAAAUCCUUGCCUGUCACCCUCGCUGGCCAUUGGGAAUGCUGACUGGGGCUGGUGGUAGUUGGAGCCCAAUACCUAGAGGGCCACGGCUUGCACCUCCCUGCCUAAACCAUGCAAUGAUUUGCAUGUGCAAAUCUUCACUGACUGCUGUGCUGUUGAGUUGGCUGCAUCAUCCCAAAAGCAGGCAUUUUUCCAGUCACGCUGCUGCUUACAAAGUACGCAGCGCUCAGGGAGACUGAUGUAUCCAGUAGGCCUCCAUCACCAGCAUAAUGUAUAUAUGCCAGUGAGAUGAACAAUAACCGGUUUUAUUUGGGGGUUUUGCCGUUUUUGGCCUGUGGCAUCUUGGAACCGUUCUCCAGAGAGCAGGCCUCAAAACGGGCUCAGUUCCAAUUUUCCCCUCAAGAAAUCCUUUCAACUUUUGGCCACUAGGGGGCCAAACAAAUCAAUUUACUGUACUGUUUUAUUGGCUUCUGACCGUUUAAAAUGUUCCUUUGUACGCCGCUUUGAGCACUUUAGUAGGUUGGGGAAGGUGCAAUAUAAAAUGUAAACUUCAAAGUUAAGAAUUUGAACUUGAGGCCAUAUUAGAAUACUACAGAGGGUGGGGGAGGGGGGGACUUCCCAAGCAAGCAUUUUUUGAGUAAAAGUGCAAAUCAUACUAAAUUAUUUAAACCACCUACACUUAAGUGUCCAGACAGGGAAGUUUUUAAAUGGCCAUUUCAAAUGGACACCCGCUUCAUUAACUAUGGAAAAUGUUUGACAAUGGGCAGAUACUUCUGCCAGAUGAAAAGCAAUUCAUUGAGGCAACUCAAGCCACUGUUUUCUGCCUUCUAAUAAUGGGUAGUUUGGGGAUGCAUUUAGACAGGAGCUUAGUAUUAGAAACAGGUUGUUGAAAUAUUGCAAAUGGGUCAUUGACAACAUUUUUUUAACCUAGCAGAGUUUCUGUGGAAAAAGUAAAUCUGAAUUAAAGAUGGGGGGAAUAUGGGUUGAUAUGUUGAUGACAAUGUCAUGUGGAUCCUGGGUACGGCUGCACAAUAUAUAAAAAUAUCAUCCAAAACUGGCUUGAAAUCCAUACUGUGAUAUUGUUUCAUAAUUUUUGACCUCACAAUAUAUCAUGAAUCAUGAUAUGAGUGUGCUGCUUCACAAUCAUAUUUUUCUUGGGUUGCAUUGGGACUAUAUCAACAUUUCCCACAGUAAACAUCUCACGUGUGAAAGUCAGAACCACAUUACAAAAUACUCAAGGAUGCAUGCCAAGGAAUGGCCACUUUAGGUUGGCAGGUUUAGGUUAGGUUUGCCAAAUAUCUAGAAAAACACCUGACCUGCUCUGGUGCAGCAGCUUGACUUUCAAAAAUUAACAGCAGCUUGACUUUAGAAAAUUAACAGCAGCUUGACUUUAGAAAAUUAACAGCUGGAACUUUUCACAGCAUGGAAAUGAACAUUAUACCUUCCUAUCUCUCUAGAUCACAUGGCUGUUAAACACAGCAGCUGAGGUUGGUUAAGAAGCUGGCAACCCUAUUAGACAUAUAUUUCUUCUUACACUUUACAUGUUUACCUAGGAAAAUGCAAAUAUAAUAUUGGUGUAACCAUGGCAAACACAGUUGCAAUAUAAAACAGGAAUUAAUAUUUAGUUUAAAAAUCAAGGAUGUUUCCACAGAAGUAUCUUGGAUUCUUAGAAACGUGGCUUCAAAUAUUUGCUCGUUUCUGAACCCACUUGGUGGCCUUGGAUAAGUUGCUUUCAUUCAUCGUUUUUCUGUUCCCUGAUUGCUUAUUUAGAAUAUUAAUGGAAUUCUUAUAAAGUGAAAUAAAAGAGUUGAAAACAUUUUGUAUGUUAGAAAUCUUUAAAAAGAAUUUGAUAUUUGGUUCACAAAGUUGCUUUAUACACUCUGUUUAUAAAUACAACUGCUUUUUUUUGACUUUUCCCAGGCUGAAAUGCCUGUUCCUAGCAAGCCUUGUGAAACAUGUGUCUGCAGCUCUGAAAAGGACCCAGACUCCAAUACAAAUCUUGUAAAAUGUCAACCAGUUACAUGUGAUAAGGAUUGCCAAGAGGUAAGCACAAAUCUUUAGUUCCCCUAUUACUGCUUCUUUCCCAACAGAACAAUUCUAACUUACGUCUGUACACAAGUAAGUGCUAUUGAAUUCAGUGGGUCUUUUCCCAAACUAAGUGGGGUUGGGAUUGCAGCCUUAAUCAUUGCAGGUGGCUGCCUCUUCCACACGUAUCAUGCAUGGUUAACUUUUCCUGUUUGCCAAACAGGGUUACGAGUACCAGGUAGAAGCUGGGGAGUGUUGUGGGAAGUGUGUCCAGAACGCAUGCAUAAUCAACAUGAAUGAAACCACCGAGAUACUACAGGUAAUUAUGUAUUCUCACUCUUCUACUUUCUUUACCCAACUGACAAUGAUGAUUGUAGGCGUUCUCAAGCAUAUUUUUUGCUCAUUCUUGGCCUUCUUUCAAAUUGGGACACACGAAUUUAGAGAACCAAAGUCUACACUGCAUACACAAAUAAACACUGAGGGGUCCAAGUAAAUGACUGAAAUGUGAACAGGCUAAGCUGAACAGGCAGUUCUGUGGGGAUUUGAAUGGUCAUUCAGUAUCUGUAAGCAUGGCUCUCAUGGCAGCAACUGUCUACCUGAUAUUUGAGAACUCAUCUACGACUUAGCUAGAAGGUCAAAAGGAAAGCAUGUGAAAGUUCUGUGGAUUAAGGAUCUAGUGAGCUGUGAGACAUCAAACAAGGAAACACAGAAACUAGCACCCAAAAUAAUGGGAGUCACUUGCAGGAGGUGAAGAAUCUGAUCCUGCAAAUAAUCUGUUGCUCCCUAAAUAGGUGGUGCCCAAUCACAAAAUAAAAAGCUAGCUAAUUAAACCUGAUUAUGCAAUUGCCUUGUGUUUAUCAAGCACUGAGGUCAAGCUGGGUCCAGUGAGAUCCAAGUUGCCAGACUACCUGAGUUAGUGCUUAAAUCAGGCGUGGGGAACUUGUGGCCCUUCAAAUGUUGUUGGAUUCUAACUCUCUUCAACCUCAGUGGUCAGCGAUGAUCAGAAUUGUAGUUCAGCAACAUCUGAAUGACUGCGGGUUCCCUACCCCAGUUAAUAUUAGAAUCAGUAGGACAAGGUAGAAUUGUUCAUUACCAUUAAUGUCACGUUUUGAAUUGAUUUAGUAGCAUUUAAAAGCAGCCUUGACUGCUCUAAGUUCUGAUUAUUUCUCAUCAUUCAAAAAUAUUUAGGAUGUAUUGGAUUUGGAUGUCAGGUGAUGCAAGUUCAAAUGUCGUCUUGGUAAUGUGGCAAUAUAUCUCACAUGCAAUAUAUCUCACAUGCAAAGCCAAAGCCCACUUACCUGCGUCUAAGAAAAAAAUACCAAUUUCCAACAAGCGUGUUUAGGAUUAUAACUACAGAGUUGCUAUGGAAAAUGAGGGUUAGAAUAAAUUGUGACAUGUCCUGAACCAAUGAGAUGUGAUUGUGGGCAGUGGCAAUCUAGCUAAUUUUAGAGUAUAUUUGGUAUGCUAAAACUUGAAAACAAAACGAAUAAUGCUGUGUUUUAUUCAUGACAACAGCCUGGUGAUAUUUGGCCACCAGGAGGAAAUAACUGCAGCUACUACGAAUGUGAGCAAAUGAAUGAUACAUUCAUUCUGGUCCAAUCUAAAAGGAAAUGUCCCAUCAUUCAUCCAGAGGAGUGUGAAUCUGUAAGUUUUCUUUUCCCCAUUCUUAAUUUAUAAUCAUUUCUGCUCUAAUUAUGUUAAAGCUCAGACAAUAAGUUCUCAAGCCGUUUUUGAGUAAGAUAUCAUGUGCAAUCACUGUCACCAGUUUUAAAAUAAUAAACAAUACUUGUUUGUCAGACUUAUCCUGGACAACGGAUAUAGGGACACUUGGGGGGUCUGUAAGGGCACGGUGCAAAUCCAGUACAGUGGUACCUCGGGUUACAUACGCUUCAGGUUACAGACUCCGCUAACCCAGAAAUAUUACCUCGGGUUAAGAACUUUACUUCAGGAUGAGAACAGAAAUUGUGCAGCAGUGGCACGGCAGCAGCGGGAGGCCCCAUUAGCUAAAGUGGUGCUUCAGGUUAAGAACGGUUUCAGGUUAAGAACGGACCUCCGGAACGAAUUAAGUACUUAACCCGAGGUACCACUGUACUAGAAAGUUCCCACUUUUGCAUGCAGCAGUAGUGUUUUGUUUUUUAAAACAACAACAACAACAACCUUCUUUUCCUGUUCUAUAGCAUGAACUUGAACUGACUCCUGAUGGCUGCUGUGAAACAUGUAAACCUAAAAGUAAGUGAAGUUUUUGCUUACCUUGUUGAUUACUAGGGCAUUUUACAACAAAUGACUGAACAAUACUGUGCCUAGGUCCAGCUUAACUCUAUUUAGAUUAAGAACCAUCUCCUAUUAUCUAACCUUCUUAUAUUGUUUGAGAUGGAGAGAAGUCUCUUCUGAAACCUGCAGCUGUAGUUUGUCCUACUUAUUUUUGCUGAAAGUCUUGUUUUGCACUGAGUCUUCAUAAGAACAUAAGAUGAGUCUGUUGGAUCAAACUUAUGGCCUAUCUAGUCCCGCAGCCUUUUCUCACAGUAGCCAAUCAGAUGCCUGAGGGAAGCAGUACAGCAGGCAAGUAGCAAAGUAUGGUUGCUUUGAAAAACAGACCUACCUGCAAGAAACUGUCUAUAAAUAGCAUUUAGCAGAGUGCUAUCUAUUACUAAAGACCUAAAUUAAGCCUACCCUUUGAUGCCAUAUGUCUAUAUGACUCUUUUGUUCUGUAGCUCAUCUGUAGCCAGAGGUAGAAAUCAGUGAACAUUAUGACAUGAUAUUUAUUGAUUUCCCCCAUACACACCUCUUUUUCUUUCAGCGAAUGACUGCAAGGUUCACAAGAACCAAACUCUUAUACGUCACAGCGAAUGCAUAUCUUCUGAAGUUGUGGAACUGACCUACUGUGAAGGGGCUUGUCCAAGCUCUUCAAAGUAAGUGACAAAAAGUCCUAUCCAUUUAUCCACGUCAUUUUGGGAUAUUCAAGUCAUACCAAGCAGAAAAUUACAAAGGUCCUCACAGUGAAUUUCAUAUGCAUUUUGAAGCAGGAGCACUCUCAGCUCUUGUAUGUGAAUACACCAGUACGCUGAUUACCGUAUUUUUUGCUCUAUAAGACUCACUUUUUCCCUCCUAAAAAGUAAGGGAAAAUGUGUGUGCGUCUUAUGGAGUGAAUGCAGGCUGCGCAGCUAUCCCAGAAGCCAGAACAGCAAGAGGGAUUGCUGCUUUCACUGCGCAGCGAUCCCUCUUGCUGUUCUGGCUUCUGAGAUUCAGAAUAUUUUUCUUCUUCCUUUCCUCCUCCAAAAACUAGGUGCGUCUUGUGGUCUGGUGCGUCUUAUAGAGCGAAAAAUACGGUACAUUCUGUCAUUAUGACAAUGUACACAGAACCCUAGUUUGUUAAGGGUGCUGGAAAUAGCUCUGGGAGGAGAAUAUAAACCAACCCCAGGAUUCUUUUUUGGGAUGAAAAUUUGCUUUAAAUGUAUGGUGUGUAUGUAGCAUCUAUCAGUACCAUUAUUUCCCUUCAGCUUGCUGCUUGGGCUCUCAAAAUUGCAUUGUGUCCCUAAUAUAAAAAACCAGGGGAGAAAUCCAGUGUCACAGCAGUGGAUGCAACAGGACUUCCCCUUCCUCUCCUCCUCCCUGUGCCCCCUCAAAUUUGUUCUUUAGGGCCCCCAAGCCCUCUGGAACAGACUUUAGGAGUGCACUGGAGACUGGAGUGGGGAGCAGAGGAAUGGGAAGCCCCGUUUGCACAAGUGAAAGUCCAUUGCACAACAGGAUGCUGAAUUUGGUUUAGUCCCAGAUUCAGAAGUAAUUUUCACCAGAGCUGGAACAUGAAGUGUUGUACAUGUGAUCAUUUUCUGCCAUUUUCUGCUAAUCAUUGAAUAAAAGACUGUCAUCCUGAUUCUACACUUUACACAACUAUAUACAGGAGAAAUGUUGUAUUCUUUAUUAUAAUUAUUUUUACAUUUGGGACAAACUGUACUAAUUUUAGUGUGCUUUAUUCAAAAUAUUAGAAGCAAAAUGAAUAUACAACAGUAUUUUAAUCAUUCUUAUUAAACAACAGACAAAUUGUAAGUGGGUUGGUUCACUAUUCCAGUUUAGACACUGCAGCAUUCAGGUGCAUUAAUUUCAAACACCCAGACUCACAAAGUAUCUUGUUUCCAUGUACAUGGUACCCUGAUUUUCCAUCUAUCCAUGUGGCAGAACUAGAGAAUCCUGAUCUGUGCACAGAUUCUUCAAUCUAUGUGUAGAAACGUUGGUGUGUUCCUACAGGAAUAUUGGAGGGGCAAUCCCAAUCCAUAACACACUUUUAUUUCCCCAGAUCUGUUUCCCUUCCCAUAUUCUGGUUUGGAAGUAGAACUUGAAUCAUGCAAAAGGAAAGUGUUUUAUGUAGACGUAGCCUUUUGCAUCCCCACUCCUCCACUCCUCAUGUUGCUUUGGUUCCUCCCUUGAUUUGGUAGCAUGUUGAGUACCAAAUUGCUCAUGAAACAAAAACUAUAAAUAGAAGCUUUGAAAGCAAAUACACCUAAGCCUGUUUUGAUAGGCAAAAACCUCCUGCUCUUAAAGCCAAUCAUUGGGAUUUGGUAAAUCUAAGCUGGAAUAGUGAGAUCUAGCAGUCAGCCUAGACUGCUAAAUGUGGUAGAGUCACAUUUUCAGGAAAACUUCUAAUCUAAUAUAUUUCACUUGGACAGGUAUUCCAGUGAGGCAAAUACAAUGCAGCGUGAGUGUACCUGCUGCCAGGAGCUCAAGAGCCAUAGGAGAAAGGUGACCUUGACAUGCCAGGAUGGCAAAAUCAUUGACUAUGACUACAUCUACGUGGACGAAUGUCAGUGCAUGACUGCGUGCAUUCCACAAUCCAAAAUUUAGUUAAGGGAAGAGGAAAAGUAGUGACUUUGCAUUCGUCACAGGAAAAAGAACCCAACAUGUUCCAAAGCAGCUAAAACCAGUCGCCAUCUAAAUGCUACUUCAUGUCUCUCAAUAUGUCCCUGAAAAGGUUGAUAGUAGCCUUUUUCUUGGUCAGCUGCCUAACCAAAUUAAUGUUCUAUUUCCUGCAUGAUCAUUUUUGGCCAUUUUGGCUAGCUAGUUACAAAAACAAGUGCAUUUAGAAAAGCUUCCAAGGAUCCCUAUAAAUAUAAUAAAAUGAUGAUAGAAAUGUAUAACAUUGUACUGUAAACUAAACUUCUGCUUCAAAUUUUCUCUGCAAUGCUGUUUAUUUUUGGCAACUAUCUUUUAAAUUACUGAGCAACCUUUGCUACAGAAGGAGUGUUUUGUAUAGUGUCAGCAGGCAUGUGAUUUUGACAAAGAUAAAGCUGCUUUCCUUUUUACUCUUGUUUCUUAAGAUUAAUAAAAAAUUUAAGCAUGUUUCAACUUU